Molecule: messenger RNA, 57703 nt
Organism: Xyrichtys novacula (pearly razorfish)
Lineage: Eukaryota; Metazoa; Chordata; Actinopteri; Labriformes; Labridae
Source: the annotation of a GenBank genome assembly
GGAGGGGCGGAGUUAGCGGAGUUUGAGAGGGGUCACAACAAAAUGUGUGUCCCCGACUGAAGCAACAUUAUUUCCGCCCUGGUCCCGGUCGUGAGUGUCUCUGUUCGGGGUUUUAAAUGGACUCUGACACGGGUGUGAACUGUGACUUGUGACUGUGACUGACAGCAGCUGUGUCUGCUCUCCGCCUGGAAGCUCCUCACCGUCUGAACCGAAGCAGAGGAUGGAUGGAAACUUCGCUCGGACUGCAGUCUUCUCACUACUUCUGCUAACUGUGGCACCACUUCCAUCCUCUACUACAGCUUUCCUGAAGCCUUACGACCUUCUCUACAACGAUGCGGUGCAGGCGUUUUACAACAGCGACUAUGAAAAGGUGGUGCUCUACAUGGAGGGAGCUCUCAGCAGCUACACUGAGGUCCGACACACCAGAGUCCGGUGCCGGUUGAGGUGCCAGGACCAGCAUCCGUUUAUGGAGAAAUUCACAGACCUGCGCUUCUUCGAUGUGGUCCUAAGGAGAGCAGCGUGUAUGAACACAUGCAUAGAGGAGAAACUUGGUCCGCAGUCUGUGCAGAAAGUCAGCGAGGAUGUAGUGCAGGACUUCCACAGGAGGAUCCCCUACAACUAUCUCCAACUUGCAUAUCAAAAGGUAAGGAAGAUGGGGGCUUCACUGGAGGAGAAGAAGGCUGGGAGUGCAUGGAAGCUCUGCUCAGUCACUCUGCUAAGCUCAAUAUUACCUGCUGCAGUCUUCAUCAGCAUCAAAGUGAUGAAGAGGCAUACAGAAAACUACUGUGACUAAAGGGGAGUCAGUGUUUUUUACUGAAGGUGAAGGAAACACCAGAACUUUAAGAGUCAUGUGACUUGGGCAUGUACACAUGAUGCCUUGGUCCUGUAGCCUACAACCUACACAAGUAGAUUUUUGUCAACUUGGGUUAAAGUGUGACAACAGGUAUUGCAAUAGUGCUGAGGUAAAGCUUAACUACUGUUGUGGAUGUUUGUGUGUGUGCCACAGAGGUUUUUCACUGAUCUUGUAUAACUUUUUAAACAAGGUAAACAAAACUUGACAUGGAACCUCUGCCCAGUCACUCUGCUAAGCUCAUUAGUACCUGCUGCAGUCUUCAUCAGCAUCAAAGUGAUGAAGAGGCAUACAGAAAGCUGCUGUGACUCUAGAGGAGUCAGUGUUUUUUACUGUAGGUGAAGAAAACACCAGAACUUUAAAGGUCAUGUGACGUGGGCAUGUAUAUAUGGUGCCUAUACAAGUAGAUUUUUGUCAACUUGGGUUAAAGUGUGACAACAGGUAUUGCAGCAAGUUAAAUCUUAACUAAUGUUGUGUAUGUUUUUGUGUGUCAUAAUUGAGAGGUUUUUCAAUUAUCUUGUUUAACUUUUUAAAAUAAGGUAAACAAAACUUGACUCGGAUGGCUGUUCAGCAAGAUGCUUACAGGUUGAGGAGACUAUUUAAUGAAUAUAAAAUACCCCAUACACGGGGUAAGUUGACCAUAGGAGACCACUUUUUGUUUGGCAUGCUAUAUUACCAAUACAGUUAUGUUUACACUCAUUCUGUUGGUUUGCAGGGAUACACAACAUCUUGAAAUAUAUGCAGAUACACUAGUUAGAGACAAAUCUAUGAUUGCCUUGAUGUAGUGAUCCGAAAUAUGAAAAAUGGCUCAUCUUACCCCACUCUCCCCUAUUUGCUUAGCUUUGCGGUGUUAUGUACACACGUUGUGGACACCAAUAUGUGUUUUUUACAGUCUAAUGCUGAUCUUGGUACGAUUGUUUGCAAAUGCCAGAUUGAUCACAUUGGCAUGUUUAAGCUCUUUAUUCUCUAAUAGAGACAGGUGAUGGCAGCAGUAUGCAACAGAGUGAUUACACUGUGUGGAUCAUAUUGCUGGUAUUAGAUUUACAUACAAGUUGAUCAAGGCUCAUCAAGUCCGCUCUAAAGAUGCCUGCGCACUUGCCUCAGUCCUUUGUUUACAACCAGUUUGUCUUUUAUGGUUCCUCAGUGAGCAGCUUUAUUUUAAAACAUGUUACAAAAAUGUCUGUGGGUUUUUCAUGCAGCCCUAACUUUUACUUUCUCUUCCCUCCUCUAUCCCACAUCCAUAAAGUUUGUUUACUCAACAUCUGCUUAAAAAUGCAGCCAGAUAAUAGAGUCAUUGUGCUUGCGCAGUAUUGCAACACUCCCAUACUGCCACUAUUUCUUAGAGUAUUUGCAGGAGACAUUAUUUACUUACUAUGUUAAAAUGAAUCUCAGCACAUUUCCCAUGAGGUCUAAUUUUUUUCUGGGAUAAAAUUGUUUGCUGGUCGUGGGAACAGUCCAAGAGAUAAAACAGGAGAGCUGGGAACAAAGUGCUUAUUGAGACUGCUCUAUUUGUUCCCAAGGAAUGAUAAAGUCUGAUGUUGUGUCUGUUGUAUAGCAGGAAAAUUGCCAUCAGUUUUUUCCCUGAACAAUAACCAUUUAGUGUAGAGUUUGACUCAUGUCGCCAUGUUGAAAGAGUUGUAAAUUUCUUUCUUAAUACCACCAGUAAAGGGAUUGUCAGCAUCUUUUGUGCAGGAUAACAAUGUCUUCUAGACUUAAGCUCCUAGAUGAAAAGGCUGUAACUCGAGCUUCACAAAAACUUCAUUCAACAUGCAGACACACAAUAAGAUGCGUGACUGCUAACAAUGAUACAGUGAUCAUUGCAGGGUCAACUCCAGGACAUUUCAGAGGGUGGAUACUCGCAGCUUCAGUGGCUGGACUUGUAGUUGUUAAACAUUCACAAAGUGAGAGUUUAGUCAAGCUAUGAAUGAAUCUGAUCGACAUGAUUACCUCUGUGUAAAUUUGAUGUAAGAUUUCGACCUGGUCGGAGCUCAGCAGGGAAGCGUAUACACCAUCUCCUCACAUGAACCUGAAACUCAGCUGACGUCCACCAUGACUGACCGCGGCUCGGCUCCAAAUACCUCGGUGAUGACACACACAGCCUCUGCUGCUCCGAAGUAGAGGGAAGUUAAUCUGCUCCGUCACUGUCUGGUUUCUCCAUUUUUCUCUGAAUCAGCAGAGAACGACUAAAAGCUAAUGUGAUCCUCUCAUAAAAGAGCAUGCUCCUGUCUAGACAUGAGUAAAGACACAGACUUACACGCAGAUCCUUUACCAGCUGUGAAAAUAACACUAAUAUUCGGUGAAAAGAUGUCUCGAACAUCUGUUUGGAGAAAAAAGUGGAACAGGACAGGGUGUCUUUUUUUUUUUCCCACAACAAACAGACACUUGUGAAUGUUUUAGAUUUUUAUUUCCCCCCUCCUCUGAGCUCCUGUGCGUCUGCUAGUGUGUUGACGUCUUAAUGAAGUGAGUACAUGGCAGCACAUCAAGGCUAAGAGCUGUGAUGUUGAUCCAGCCACAGGUAAGGAGAGGCGAGCUGGAGUGUUCCUAUUGGUCGAGCAGAUCAGAGCAGUCAGUGUGUGUGUAUAUGUGUGUGCGCAUUAGUGCCUGAAUCAUCUGUGUCUGUGUGUGUGUGACACCUCAUAUGUGUGUUAGUAUGGGGGUACUUGGUGGUGUUUGUGAAAAUAAAUAACAUUCCUGCAGUAUUUAACAUUCCAGCGUCACACACCCUCCUCCUGACAGCCUCUGUGGUAUAAAGCUGCCUUUGGGCUCCACAGUCACUAACUGUUCUCCUCUCUCAGGCUGCUGCGUAUGUCCCCGGCUUGCCCAUUGCACAGUCUGGCAAAUAUUUUAUUUUCCUGUUGUGGUCUGUUUGCGUGGCUAAAAAAAGAGUGAAACAUCACCUUUUUUUAGGCGUUGAAUGGAGACAUUUGUAGCUGCUGUCGGGACGGACUCUGGUAGCCUCUAGUGAUCUCUGACCCCAGGCCACCACAGUUCUCAUUACACUAGAGGACCUGAACUGCCCUCAGGGGCGAGGAGAGAUAGCAUCCUGAACCAUAGUAACUUUAAUUUUAUUAGUCUCACUGCAGCCAAGGAAGAGAUUGUGAAAGAUGUUCCCAUUGUUCUCUGAUUUAUUUUCCAUUUUAGUAAAUUAAAGAUUGAACUGAUCCAUGUUUAUUUUAUUUUACGAGAGAUUAUGACAAAUUAGAUUAAAAUCCUCAUAAGAAUUGCUCAUAUGAGAAUAAUUUAUGAAAUGCAAAAGCACAACCCAGUUUAGUUUUAUCAGGUUUGUUUCACUUUAAAGCUCCAGUGAGGAAUGGUCAGUUUGUGUUGCCUCUGGUGCCCUCCUGUGGACAAAGCAGUCUCUGGCAGGUUUGUCUUGUAAGUGUGUGAUGAGAUUUUUGAAACGAAUAAUCCAUCCUUAACUCACGGGAGCUUUAAGUAAAAAGACUUAUUGACAAAACUUUUUCUGUCCUUUUUACAGAAACACUUCAUACUGUUAAGUUUUGUUUUCACAGCACGUCCUUCCAGUCAUUGAGCUGCUCUGGUGUGUGAGGCAUUCAAUUUUUAGUGUUCAGUGAAGUCUGACUUCUGCUUAUCCUUCUGAAAUGAUCUUCAGCACUGUUGUCUUGGACAAUAUUUGAUUGUAAAUUUAACAGUUUUCCAUUUUAUGAUUCAAGAGGCCUCCAGUGGAGUCUGAAAACUUUUGAAUUUAGUCAACUAAGAGCCUGCAGAGUUGUAAGCUAGUGGCUUGCACUAUGACUCGCCAUAUUGUAGUUUGGCAAAUUGGGGUUCUAUUUUUCGCUGUAGAAUCCUAAUUCCUAACAUUUAACUCUUUUGCAAUUUGUGCUUGGUUGCAGUUUUAGUGGAAAUCUUCCAAUAACUGUAAAGAAAAGUUACACCUUUACAAGUUACAAGUUAUUUCAGUGCUUGACUUGUCUGAAUAUAAGGCAAGCGCUAAAAUAACUUUCGUAGAUGUAGCCAUCUUGUUCCAUGUGAUUAUGAGCCUUGACAUCACAUUAUGCUUAUAUGUUCUUACAGAAAAAUGCUCCUUAAAAAUGAGGACCCUUUGUUUCUUCUUCAGGUAUGUUGAUGAUUGUUGAUGUUGACGUGAAUCAUUCAAAUAAUUUCACACUUUUUCUGUUGAUUGAGCAAAAACACAAAGGCUUCCUUUUGGAUAUUGAACACAGAAUAAACAUUGUGUUGCUGCCAAGGGUGGCAAACAAAUCGGUCAAAGGAAGAGUUAGACCUGAACCAAUUUAUGUUCAGUAGUCUGACAAUGAUGGCUGAUUUGUAAUUGUAGACCAGCAAACACUGUUUUAUUCUUUUUAACAAACGCACCAAAACAGCUUCUACUUUUGGAACAACUGUCCUAAAUUUGAUCAAAUAUUCAGGAGUCUGUCAAAUUGUGGUUGCAUUUUCGCUUACCUCACAGUGCAUUACGUUUCAUAAAAUUAGAUCCUGAUGGGAAAAGUUAAACUGCUUGAUUCAUGAAACUGGGAUCGUCAGUAAUCAGGGGGGGCUGAUUAUUCUGUAAUGAUCCUGCUGAUGUGCUCACCCUGAUCUUCUGAGACAAGACUUUCUCUCAGGGUCUUCGAUCUAAACGUAGGGCCGGAAAAUUGAAGAAGUUUGGCAUCAGACGCUAAAUGUAACCUGACCAAGUUUCUUCCAAUUUCUCUGAUAAAACAGAAAAAGGCUCAGCCUUCCCGUUAGUUAGUCAAGUUAAUCCAUUUGGGGAAUUGAGAUUCGCAACUCAACAGCCAUCCCAUCAUUAUUUUCUUAUGAGAACUUGUCUGUGUCCUUCAGCACGAUAUUAAGAGGUGACAGCAGGUCAGAACAGUCUCUGAAGCCUCUCAGGAAUUUUCUCCCUCCAUUCUUGAGUCCUCUGUGAACGUGAUGGUUUGAUUACAACACAGCAUGCAACUAGUUGCUCAACUAAAGUCCCUUUUGCCGUAGACGACCACGUGGUUUGAUGAAAUCUGCUGACUCAGUGGUGAUUAGAGGUCAUUUGUGGAUCUGUGCAAAGGGCUGGUAAUGAUUGUAGCGCUUGAAUUCGGCUUCAAUAUGUAGGAAAUACAUCUGUUCAUCUGUUUCCAGCUCGAACCUCUGGAUUGUUGGAUGAAGUAAACGUGAGUAGAAAUGAGGAUUUGUGGGGAUCAGCGAUGAUGUCAUGUGCGUCUGGAGGUGAGUAAGUGAGUGAAGGUUUUAGACGGAGACACUGAGGUCUGUCUUAGGUUGAGUGAAAGUGAGCAGUAAAGCUGCCAUUUGCUCAGAGGCAGACAAGUUGUUUGCUGCCAAGUCCAGAUUUGUGUGUUGGAUAUAUUCACGGGGUCGUUUCGUGGUUAUUCCUGAAGUGAUCAGGCUUGGAGGGUGACCAGAAGUCUUGAGAAUCAUAGGAAUUUGUUCUCCAAAAUUACCCACAAUCUGGGUCAUAAAGUCAAGAAAGUCAGACACUUGGGACUUGCAGCAGGGAGUCACAACAUUUCUGGAGAUUUUGAUAAUUACUUUCAUUUAUUGGUUGCUCUUAUUUGAAUUUGUCAUAAUCUCUAUAUCUUAAUUUUGUUUUAUGCUGUAUUUGAGAGGCAUGAGUUGAUCCUUGUUGUUUGACAGAGCUUAACAGAAGAAAUAACCCUGACGCUUGAGAAGUAGAGCAGAAAUAGGCCGGACAGUUUAUUUCCUUCCUUCUGUUUCUAACAUGAAACUUAACUGAGUUAACACUUUCUCCUUUUCUUCUCCUCUUCUGCCGUCUGUUCAGACUGUGUUAUUAAGACUGUGCUCUUUAAGAUAAGGCUGUUUCAUGUCCUUGAUUUGUAAGUUUAGAGACCUGCACAGACUUAAACUCACAAAUAAGGCAAAAGGAAUUUAGUAAAGAGAUAUGGUACCUGUCAGUUCUGCUCUUCGCCCGGGCAGCUCGACAUUGUGGCACGACUUGUGCCAAAAAACUUCUGCAUGAAUGGAUUUGAGAGGAUAACCAACCACAGGAAUGUCAGGGGCACGCUGUGGCGUAACACGCCGAUAUUGUUCUUACCCUGAUUAAUGAUUUAACCCUCUGCAGAGUAAGAAGAGGCUGGAGGCUGCUGGUGGUUGAUCACAGAAAACACAGCUAUCUUUUUGGGGUCGACAUGGCGGCAGGUGGGAGCUGGACUCUGGGGUCGACUGACAAGUGCUGAGACAAAACAGAACAGAAGACUGGAGCAUUUCUGAUUGAGCUGCCAAACUGUCGUCUGCUAAUUAAUUGAGAUUUAUCUCAGUGACUGUCUUCUGACUGGAGCUUAUUCCCAAUUCAUGGAAGUGCACAAUAUCUCCUGUCACAAAUGGGAGGAUCUGGAUCGAAUGUUUCAGUCUUGGCUAAAGCAGCAGUGUUAAGAUAUAAGUGUGUGUGUAGAAUUCAGGGCUGGCAGCCUGGACAGUUGUUGUUUCUCUGGAUUCAUUGUGUGAGUGUCCAUAAAUUCUAGGGAUGUGGUGAUUAUCAGUCUGGCCAAAGACUCCAGGGUGUCUGAGAGUAGAAAUCAGCGCUGGGAUGGAAAAACCAGCGAUUGCCAAGCAUCUGUUCAGCUUCACUAGUACCGACUUGAACUCUGUGUUGGCUGCUGAGGGGGUGUACGCACAAAAACCAGUUAUUUGUGUCUUAUUAUCUUUCACACAGAAGACAGGCGAAACAGGUCAGUAUUUGUUUUUCAUUAAAAAAGAAAAACAAACACGUUCCAGUCAAGUGUGGUUCUUAUUCAGCGCACACAAACUGAGGAGAGACGUGUUUGCAUUAGUUGGUCGCUUGCUGACUUUCCCAGAAAUCGACUUAAGAAAGUUUAAAGGAUUUACAGACAGAACAUCCAUUGAAAAAAGUUGUUUCAGACUAGUUGUUGUUGACUUAUUCAUACACCCAUGGGUGUGUCGAUUUACUGUAAACCUCCAGUUAAAACAGCAGAGGUGUAAAGGACCAGUGUACACUGUUAAUUUUGUCUUCGCCCAAAUGUUUGUUCACAUGAAGCCAGCAGUCAGUUCAGGCUCUAUUCUGAAUGUCCCAGUGUCCUGACCAAUCACAUAUUUGGCUCUGACAGAACAGCUGGUACCAAAGUCAUCAAAUCUUUUCUAUUCACACAAAAAAAUAAAAUGUUCUUCAUGUUUUCUAAAGUAUCCUGUAACCACUCUGCUGCUUGUUCUGCAAAACCUUGAGCUGUAAAUUGUUCUGAGGUCUCAGGUUGCUUCUGUCCUCAGCAGAUAAUUUCUCACCGUGGAGAGCUGUGGGCUUCAGGGUGGGAACCACACAGAGAGUGAGGGCUAUAGGAAGGAAAAUGUGUUACACAAAUAAGGAAAGUGAAGCUCUGAUGGAGCAUUUUUAGUGUUAUAGCAUUGACAGAUUUCUCAGUAAGAAUUGCUGUUUUUAUUUUACGUGUUAAUAUCACUCUUUCUUAAAACAGCUCUUACACAUUCACACUACAUAGCUGCAGCAGGGUUACAUGUCUCCUUCACUCUUGUUACACCGGCUCUUGUUAUUUCAAGGCUCCAUACCGGUCAUGUUAAAGUUUCUGGACCAGUGCAGUCACCAAGACGAGAGUCACCUCUGCUCUUGUCUGAGCUGAUAGCAGGUUACACCAGAACAAUCUGUGCUGAGUCUAAGUCAAGUCUCCAUUCCUUUAGUAUCUGAUGAACUGAAAAACAUCUUCAACUCACUUGCUUUUCAUCAAACUUUUAACAAACCAAUCAACUUGGACUGGUUCUCUGGAAUAGCAGCUGGGAAACAGUCAUUGAAAGUCCUGGGAAUACGUUUUGCUAAACUGCAGGUGAAGACGUGUCAGUCCUAUUUCAAAGAUGAACAAAUCAUUAUAGUCUUAUAUAAAGACAACAAAGCAAAACAACAAAACAGUAACAAAUCAAAUGCAGUCAAUGAGUGCAAGUUGAAGUUAUUAAGUUGAGAUAUAACUCCUGAAAUCAAGAACAGAGUCUGACAAAGUCUUCCAACUUUGGACCAAACAAGCUUUUUGAAGACACCACCCUGUGUCCAGAAACUGUGAAUGUUUUGAUCGAGGGAAGGUGAGCUUUUUUGCUGUUAACUCGUGCUUUCACCAUAAAAUAACUGACUUAAAAAGUUACAUCAAACAUUAAACGCCUUAUCCACCAGUUGUCUUCAGGAUUGAAAACCAUCCAUAUUUCGGUGCAGCUUGUUUGCCUUUUUGACCCCACAGCUGUUUCCUGUAAAAUUCCAUUAGAAGUGUUGAUUGUUUAUCCGGGCUGCCUUUGCUGUCGUCAGCCUGCAGGGAGAAGGUCCCCCGUGUCUCUGUUGUAAAUGUGCGCUUGUGUGGCACUGUUUAUGUGAGAGAGACAUGGGCGGAUAUCAGAGUAUGCUUUGAAUCAAAAGUGCUAAAUCAAUAGCAGACCUGAGAUGUGUUUCGGUCUUGUCCUGUGUGUCUUGUGUUGUAAACUUUACAGUGAAGAUGUCUUUAUCUCACCCCAAGAGAGAGAGAGAACAUGAGAGUGCUCUAAAAACACUCUAUUCAGCACAUCACCUAGUUAAGUUUGACAGCUGGCACCAAAAAGGGUCUAUAUCUAAUUUGCACACCUCCUCCUUCCUCCACCCUCGAGCCAAAAAAUAAUUCAUCUUAGCGGCGGUGCAUAACGCCAGGAUUUCCAACUAUCAUUUCCUGCUGUUCUCUGACCUGCUUAUCUUUGUUGUCAGAUCUCUGCCUCCGCUCUGUCAGAGAGGCUAUUCCCUGCAGGGUAACAGGUAGUAUUACACCUAUUUAGAUGAUGGGAGAAAGUGGCUUUCAUGAUCUCAUGUUGACCUGAACCCCGGCCGACACUGACCCUGCAGCGUCUCCACAUCUGGUUCAGAUCUCAGUGAAUUGCAGCUAAUAACAGUGCUAAACAGCGUCAGGCACAAUGAGCCACAGGCCGGGCUUUCUGCUGUAUCAAAGUUCUGUGACAACGGUGGGAGAAAGUGAUGAAAUGUGAACUAACAUACUUUUUUUUAGCUGCCCUGAAGUCAUCUUUGGAUGAUUUAAGGUUCCUCUCUGUGGCUCUGGUAAAGAGAUAAUGAGAUCAUGGUUAUCUGUAAAUUUGUCGGAUGAGCGGUUUGUAACAGUUACUUCAUAGGGCAGCUUUAUAGUCAUCAUGUGUCUAUUUAAUUGUUCACGCUGUUAUCCAAGCUGCUCCAAAUGAGCUGAGACAAUAAUUUUAAGGAAAAUAACUCACCCGUUUCUAAAAUAAAUCCUCAAUAAAAGUAGUUUUGGACACCCACCAUGUAAAUGGUCAUAUCCUGUUAUAGUGAUUGAACAGAGAGUGAGUGUAUUGCUCGUUGUCCUGAGCCAAAUAGCCUUAAAUAACCUUUGCUGAUCACGUAGUAGGAUUUUACUGAGCAGCAGGAGUGUAUCAUCUGCUAAAUGUUAACACAGGGUCAGUUUGGUAUCAUCUCGCACCGGCUGCUUUUAAGAUAAACUGAGCUGAUUAACAGUUUCAAAAAUUUGGACUGAAGGAGAUACUCAGGGUCAAAAGACUGUAACAGCACUAAAGAAUGAAGGAUUUCAAAACAAAUUAAUCAUCGGAAGGAGAGUCAGGACCCAUCCGUCAUUUUUUUUGCUGCAAGCAGAUCUUUGAUCUUCUUUUACUGUUGAGCUGCAAAGUUUUCCAUGACACCAAACAGCUCAUUUCUUCCUGGUUCCUGGCUGAGUUAUUAUAAAGAUAAAAAAAUAAGGAUCAUAGUCACAUCGUAGGAAAAAAAAUCAGGAUUUUACUAACAGGAUGCUGUCAUCAGGCAAUUAAAAACUCUGAAGACAGUUUAGUUUAGUUGAGUUGAGUUGAGUUGAGUUUAGUAUAGUUUAGUAUAGUUUAUUGUAGUCUAGUGUAGUUUAGUUUAGUUUAGUUUAGCUUAGUUGAGUUUAGAUUAAUUUAGCUUAGUUGAGUUGAGUUGAGCUUAGUUUAGUUUACUUAAGUUUAGUCUAGUUUGGUUUAGUUUAGUUUAGCUUAGUUGAGUUAAGUUGAGUUGAGUUGAGUUGAGUUUAGUUCAGUUUCGAUCCCCAUUAUCUUUUGCAUAGCUGCACCUGUUCUUCCUGGGGUCCACUCAGUUUCAAUGGGACAAUACAUAAAUGCAAAUAUACAGAAACAUACAAACAUACAUAAACAAACACAGAGAUGUCUGUAACACGGUACAAUGAUUAACUACAACCACAUCGCACACAUUCACUCUUUAGCCAGAGUUCAGAGAGUUCAGAGAGUUCAGUGUCAGCCUUUUCAUUUCUCACCAAGAGUGACACACAGGACAAAUCAGAACUCUUAUAACACAGUUUAAGAAACUCUGAUUGUUUUGCAGUUUUGCUGUAAAUUUUGAGAAAACAACAAUAUGCUGCCAACUCUAAAAAGCACUGACAAAAUGUGUAGCAUAUAAAAGCAGUGAAGGUUUUAUGACCUCAAGGUCAUAAAACUUGUUUGUCUUACAUAAUCUUUUAUGAGACACUUAUCUUCUUCUGUAGGGAUCAGUGAUAUCACUAAAAGUAUUUUUAAGUGAGCUGGGAUAAUUGAUUUAUUCACCUCUUUUCUCUUUAAGUAACAAAUAACAUUUUAGACAUCCAACAUGAUGUCAAACCAAUCUCAUAAAACCAAUCUAUAAUCCCGUCACUCAUGACCAAGCUCUCUGGCUCCUUUUUAACAGAUUUUUACCGUUGGCUUCUGCUUUAGGAUCGUGUUUAUGUUCAGCUCUGUUUGCCAGUUUAGUAAUGAGUUAUUAAAACGAAGAUUUGGAGGCUCAGCGCGAGUAUAUCAUAUGAUGUCACCCAGUGGGAGAGCCCCCGCAAAGAAUGUGAACUUCUUGACUUCAGAAGAAACGACCACAGCUCAGCUCCUUCAGACCGAUAUAUUACCCCGAGACCACAUGUGCUCAUAAAGAGUGGAAGCAUUCGUCUUCUUGAAUGUCUACAUGCAAGAGUAAUCAUUCAAGCUUUGGAGACAGACCAAUACAGGAAAAUAAACACUUCCUGCUGUUGUAAUCAUAAAUAUUAUGACACAGCUAAAGCCAGACACCCUUUUGCUGUUAUACUUAAGGGGGGGUUUACAAUGUCACCCUGAACACGUCUGCUUUGUGUAACAGUGUUUACAGUCAUUUACUGUUUUGAUCCUGGAGGUACUAAUGCUGGUCUAUCUAUGAUCUCUGUUCCUGAAGCCUGAGUUUGGCCGUUACAGUUAAGGAGUCAUGGAGGAGGCUCUCAGGGGUGAUUGUGUACUCAUUAAGUGGACAAAAAGCAGACAAGAGAAAGAUAUUUCAUCUUUGGACUCAAUUCUUAUUUUCUUUUUUUGCUUGAUGACCUUGUUUGUUAAAUUUCUGCUGCUUCUACACUUUGCUAAAAUUGUAGACAUGGUUUCUAAGCAUUUCGAGCCCCCUCCCACUCCUAGAAUGGAAAUCAAGCUGGCGUAACAGUCCACAUACUUGGCUACUGUUCAGAAAAAGACACUUGAUUUAUAUAAAAAAAUACGGUUUCAACAAGAGCAGCUAUGUCUUUUAUUUUGGAGAAAAAUGUAUGGCCUUUUUCCUGCUGUCACAGCUCCGGUCUAUAGGAAUUUAAUUCAAAAAGGAUUACCUCUUUUUUAUUGUUGUCUUGUAUGGAAAUCUUUACACAGCCAGUGAAACUGAGAAGAGGGGCGACUUAAUUUAGCAGCAGAAUACUCUGUGGGGGCUCACAGGAGUAUUCACAGAAUGUGAAGCCCCCCUGAAGGCCAAGGCCAUCCUUCACUGUCCCGUACAGAGACUUGUCAUUAGAGCAGGGCUGUGAGUGAGUGCAAGGAGGACAAAAGCAGGUAGCAUAGAGAGACAAUUUACUACUGAGAGGUUUCUACCGUCUUUUGUUUACGGACAGAUUGAUGUCUUCAUCUCAUCCCUCUCAAAACAUCUGUUAAGCAAACAUGUCAACUCCCCCGCUGUCUCUCCACAUGUAGAUGAGUCCUGUGAGCUUGUAAAUGUAACGAGACCUUUAUAAUGGCCAGAAAUGCCCAAACAGCUUCCUUUUAUCGUCACGGUUACUAAACUGAAACAUGUUUAGCACACUUGGCUUCUUCUUUAGGGUGUACAGUGAUUCGCAGGAAGGUUAUAAUAGAGCUUUAAAGUGCUGAUGUAUUUGAAAUCCACAUGACUGACAUAUUUCCAUUCAUGCUGCUUUACCAGCAGACCCCAAACUCUUGUAAAGACAGACCCAAAUAUCUGAAGAGGGCUGUGCAUGGUAGUUGAGGUGGUUUUAGUUAAUUACAGGCGUUGGUACUAAGAAUAUCUCACAUGUUCAGGGCACAUGUUUGCCAGAGUGUGAUGUUUUUGAAUCCCCCUGCACAGCUGAGAUGAAUCAUGAACUGUGCGUUGUAAUUAAGUAGAUUCUUUACCUAAACUGCGGCUCGCACAAAGAGAACCACAUCCCAUUAAGACGUCAGCUGUGGAAAAAGUGUCAGGGAACAUGCCCGCUGCUCCUCUAUGACUACUUAGACACAGGAAAGGCUACUUAUUAAUGAAAUCCAGCAGAGGAGUACACCUUGUGGGCUGGUUUCUAAGCAGCAGCAAAGAUACAAACAGAUUCAAUGACAGACUCGCUGCUCUGUGGUUCAACAGCAUCUCCUCAUCAGAGAGGGAUUUGGACAUGGUUUAGACAGAGAGGUGAAGAUUAGAGAGAGUGUCAUCCUGUAGAAAGGAGUGGUUAAUUCCCUAUGAGACUCCGGAGUAUAGACAUCGAGACAAGUUGGAGGGUGAUGACUUUCUGUACAGUGGGACUAUUGUAGAGAAAUGGCGGCAUGACAUCAUUUGGAUUUUGGACUGUAAACAACUAUUCUUUGUUCAACACGGACUGAGUGGGAAAGUUUUCUAUGAGUUAUUAGGUCUCUAAAGUGAAGCAUUAGUUACUCCAAGCAUCAAUUAAUCAUACAGUAAAAGUAUGAGAAAUAAAAAAAAACAGAAGUGAAGCUCUUUCACAUUUUUCCCCCUAAUUAUCUUCUGACUCUUCAUCCUCUCUUCAUCCUCUUCUCUUUCUCAAUCUUGUGCAGGCUCACAGCGGUGCCAUCACAUCCAACAAUAACACAGCCCCUCUGUGUCCUCUUAUUCGCCGGGCGCAGUGCGGUUUUCCAGUUCACGUGUAGGCAUGUCAUUCAUACAGUGGGGCCUCCGUGUUUCAUGUUUUCCAUGAGCUGCUCGCGUCUCCCGUACAGCCCGGUUGUGGUUUAUAGCUGAAACGAUGAGGUUUUUAGUGCAUUGUCAGCCUGUAGGAGGCUGCCGCUCAGACUACAUGUGCAGAGUUGAGAGUUAUAACCUCAGACUCCUUAUCACUGCCAGAACAGGAUGAGCUCAUGUGAAUCAGCGGUGCUACAACUCUUAAGAUUUAAAUGUGGAAUGGAUGAUGCGUAUUGUGCAAUUAUGGGUUGCCAGACCCAAAUUUGAAUGUGAAAAAUGUUCGAUGUAUUUAGACUGUUCACACCAAACACGGCUGAGCUGAGUAAUUCAAACUGAACACUGAAACCAAUGAGGCGCAAAACUAGGUCAAGAUGUUUGGGACUCUGAGUCCCAUAUUGAAGACAAAAAGGGUCAUUUAGAGCACAGAUAGAGCCGUAUAAAAGGUUUUUUCCUGACAUCUUCGAUAAGACUUGGUCAUGUCUUUGGUCUGAGCGCCAACUGAAACCUUCCCUUUCCUACACUCUUGACUUGUCUUGUUGCUUUUAAAGUACCACUCCGAUUGUGUUUUUUUUUACUACUUAAAAUUAUCAGUGGUCUUUAAACUGUGAUUAUUAAGUUUUUACCAAAAAUCACAUUACCUGUGUCAUUUUCAAGGGCUUUUCUUCUGCAGAGCUCGAGUAGAUCAUUAGCAAUUCACAUCUGAGUCGUGGGCGGAGACAGCGCUGCUCUGCACACUUCUCCUUGAGUUAGCUUGCAGCCUGAUAUUGCCGGUGUAGUAGAAGAAACCGGUACCAUAGGAGCUAUUCAGCUCUCAGACACUAUUGUCUUUAGGGGUAUGGUGAAAGCUAAUAUCAUAAUUAGCUUUCUUACGAGCAUUUCAAUUCGCUAACGCAGACACUUGUUCCGUGAUCAUCCUCUCUGUUUCUCUGAGUCUGGCCUGCAUAGGGCUCUGGGGCGGAGCUUGGAUUGGUUACAUAGGAAAUCUCACUGUGUCUGAUUCUUCUGUUUGGGUCUGCCAGAAAUUCACAGUGAUUUAAAUGCAGAAAUACUCAAAAAUGCAAUUUUGCACUUCUUUUUCUCAUGAUAUGUCCUGUAGUAUCAGAAAAAUUUCAUGUGAACAUGUAGACAACAGGAAAAACAUGAUUUUCAUCAGAAUGAGUCUUUAAGAAAGUGGAAGAUGGCAGAGUGAGAUUUCAGGUCAAGGGCAGACAGAGGAUGAGGAUAUGUUUAUGUUCUGUUUAUGUUUAUCUGCAAGUGCGCCCUGAUUUGGAGGUGGUCUGGGAGUGUGAUGGUGAAAAUGUGCUAGUCCACAAUGAUACCCUUCAUAUCCAGGUCAACAAUGAGUCUCUAUUUGAUGCGGCGGCAUGAUUUCUGAUUUGCCCUUUUCAAUGUUUAUGUCAUUCCCAACAACAUCAAUUUAAAACCACCAAACUGGGUCUUAUGUUGAUACACUAGUGGUAAAAAAAAUGUGAUGUAAUCAGAGAUGGUAGCAAUUUAAACACCAAACAUACAGCUCUAUAUAGAGUGAAAAUAUCAACAUAUAUCUGUUACCUGCUCAGUGGAAAAAGGCGUCUACAUAUAUUGCUUCAAGCCUGACAUUGUCUCUGUGUUCUGUAAGUACUUCAGCGUUGUUAAAGCAGAGCGUGUGAACCUCUGUCUCUAAAUCAUCCUCACCUUUACUUAAACCUCCUGCCUUUGCCUUGAGGCAGAUAACCGCACACUUUCCAAAGGUCCAUAUAUCAUCCUUUUACUGAGUCCAUAGAUAAGACAACAAUGGUGGUGAUUUUAGUAUUUUUUCUUGGAGGGAAAUCCCAAAGAUUAAACUAAUUGCCUGCUGUUUGCUACACACACGCUCUGAGAAUGUCUUUUGUUUGCGUUGUUUUGUUCAGCCCCUCUUCUUCGUUGUCUCAGCUCAGUGUGUUCAUCCUUGGUUAUCCUGCAGGCCUCAGAAAGACUUCAGUAGUUAUGAUUAAAUGCCUUACAGGUGGCUUUUUCUAGACUUAAGGAAUCCAAACUUGGGUGCAUGCCUUUGUGGAUUGUUCAGUGAAAGUUUACACACGUACCUAUCCACCCCUGCUUUGUAAUUUGGGAGACCUGUCUUGGGAAUUGCCCCAAUUUUCUAAGCAUGUCAUUAUGAUGUUCGUCAGUCAUGUAUUUGUUCACGCAAGAGCGCCUGGACCGCCUCAAGAUAUCAGAACCAUUAUGUGAGCGUCUUUUUCCAAUGAUGCCAUGUUGAGGAUUCAAGUAUUCAGGUUUUAUGGCUGUGAUUAUUUCACUCUGAGGCUGUUUCGAGCUAUUACUCUUCCUCCAGUGACGUACAGAAUAGAGAUCACAGUAAUUCCUGGCAUGGUUUUGCAAUAAGCCCAGACAAAAGAGCUGUCACUGGAAUUCUGUGUCUGUGGAUUGAGGUCUGCUGCUGCUGAUGGAGUUAAUGGAAACAACAGUCCCUCCGUUGGAUGCCGUGUCACAUCUCAGUCCCUGGCGAACAGAGGCAGGAAGACGAGUGAAGUGAAGCUCAGCUGGGUUCAUGCUCAGGGUGAGCCAGCUGUGAACAGGGAGGAAAUGAGGUCAUUCCCAAUUUAGAGAGGGAGGGAUGUUUUUGGAGCUGCCACCGCAUAUGAUAUUAAUGAUGCAUUUCCUAAUACAAGUACUUGAAUAGGCUUAACAGGACAGUCCCUCUGAGAGGUAGCCACCUGGUUAAAGUAGUAACAGUCUUUUUGGUCUAUCUCUCUCUCUCGACAGCAUUUUGUUUUGGGAGGUCUGGGGGAGUUUUUCCCCUCCAGACUGCUGGGGAUUUCCUCUCCUUCCCUGGGGACAUCCUGUUAUCUGAGCUGUGACUCAGUGGAAAAAUCUCUUUUCAGUGACUGGCUGUUUUUUGUCCCUCUGAAGCUGGGGAUCUCUUUUAUUUAAAGACUGUAGUCCCAUUUUCUGAUAUCUAUUAUGGUUAGGGAAAACAACCAUCACAUUCAAAUGAGAUUCACAAAAGGUAGUCCAUAUAAGGUAAUCAUUCAGUCUAGUAACUUCAGUAACUGUGAGAUGACUCAGGUCUAUAUGAGUGGAAAGUGGAAGUCAUUAUGGCAGCUCAAACUCUAAAGACAUGACUUUUCAAAACUGCUUUAUGAAAAGGCUCAAAAGUUCAAAGUUCGUCUAAAUAUACAUUUUUUUUACAGGGGUAUCAGUGAUAUAAAUGAAUUUAAAGGUUUACUGUAAAUAGAAGAGAAAGAAAUUAGAUGUUUUGUUCACAGGUGAAUGAAUAACCAAUAGUGAUAUAUAUGUUAUAAUCUAAGGGCCCUUUAUAGAAAGGAAAAUGGAUUUUGUCUUCGGGACUCUAUAAUGUUGCAUCUCUAGAGUGACCUAGAAGAGACAGACCCUUGAUGAAAGUGUUUUCUACAGGUUUUCAGGGACCUUAGUUUCUAAAAUCUGUUUAUCUACAUAUAUCUAUCUAUAUAAUUAUAAAUAUAUACUCAUUCAUUCAUUUAAUUUACCAUUCUUACUAAACCUUUUCAUUAUUGUCACAGAAGUGUCUCCUUUGCAUUAUUUUCAUGGCCACCAGAGGGCUUUGUUCAUUCUAAAGUUAACAUAUUUUGUCAGAGGAGUCAUUUUGAUUUAGACUAAAAUAUAUUAAACUUUAUAAAGAAUUGAAAUAUAAACAGAAUUGGUCCUGAAGUUAUUACUUUGAAAAAAAACCAGCUUGGCCUUUUCUUUUUGAUAAUGCCUCUUUGUUGGCAGCCUCAAUACAAAGCUAGUUAUACUUAAAACCCUUAAACCUCUGAUAUAACUUUGUAGGAAUACAGCUGUUUGCUUGAUUAAAGUGGCCUCCGAACAUUGAUCUUGUAUUUUGUCUUUUAAGUAAAGAGUUGUGUAGUUUGAGUCAUUUGAAAGUUUGUCAAACAAGGAAAAAAAGUCCAUCUAUCCUGUAAACCUCUGCCAAUAUUUUCUAGCAGUGUUAUUAGCUUAUCAUUGUAAUAAAUCUGCAACAUGGUCAUAAUAACGUGAGCCCUGGGACUACUCUUGUUUUUCAGAUUGUGAAGGAGACCCCCCUCCUGUAAAAGGCAGGUGUUCAUGUCUGAGCUUAGCAUCUCCCUCUGUCAAACUCAAAGAGACGUUGUGUCUUUAUGAAAUUCCUGCACAGAGUAAUUAACAUGACUAUGAUGAGUAAAAGGGACAGAGAAGGAAGGAGACUGAUAGAAAUAUAGGCCAAUUCUGCCCAAGGGGCUGCUGUUUAACAGCAGGGUGGAGUGAACUCUGGCCUCUCUUUCUGGUGCACGAGCUUACAUGUCAGUUUGUGCUUUUCCCUCUCUCUCUAGAAAGACUCUUACUAAAGCUUGUCAUACAGAGUCACACCCUAAAUGUGUUUUCAAGCUGAGUUCAAUCAUGAUGCAAGAUGCUGUGACCUAUGAAGAUGUAAAUCAAAAUACUGUUUUACUGACACUACAGGGAUUUAGGGAUUCUCCACACACAUUUUACAGCCAACAUCAUUUUUUCGGCUGUUUGCACCUUGUUUGCUUUUCUCUUUUAUGGAAAACUCUGGUUUAUGAGUAAAUUUGUAUCCCCAAGUCUCCUGACUCAUACCUGGAAAUAUGUCCAAGUUCAGUAUCGCACAUUUUCCUUGCUUCAUGUACCUCUAAGUACCAUGAUCCAACAGAUGACUGUAUUAAAUAUAACAGGAGAAACAGAUCUUGAUAGUCUGGCGUUAAUCUGGAUCAGGCCUAAUGGGACACACCACGAGUUUGAGAAUAAACAGAGAUCAUUGAGACACAGGCUUUAUCUUAAAUACCCUGUCGAUAUAUGGUGAUUUGUUAUUAAACUACAGCCAUGUGGUGAUCCAAGUCUUGUUUUUGCAUGGCAGCUCAUCCUUAGGGGACAAUGUAUUUCUGGCAAUGAAGCAAUAUCCAUGACUUUUGAGUGGGUACACCAAGCAUCAUGAGAAAUGCUCAGUGCAAAACUGCAGUUCCUUAAGUGUCCACUUGGGACUGUCUCUAAAAGCCAAAGAAUCUCCAUUAUAAGUUAUCCACUUAAAGAUAUAAGGGCUACAAGUUUUGCACCAUUAAGCAUAAGUGAGGUGGGGCUGACUGGACUGGCAGGGGGGCGCAUGUUAGCUGCUUGACAGGCAGCUUAAGAUCCUCUUCCAGUCCUCUUUGGCAGUUUCUAGGUCGACUCGAAGUAAAGUCGAGUCAGCAUUUCCAACAAGGCGACUCCCUCGUUCAGCUUUAUAACUUCUCUUUACAAACCAACGGGUGAUUGCGCAGAGACUACAUCCAUAUUUUAUACAGAACUGGCUUAACACCAGACAUAACAGUACAAACUGUGGUUUUACACUCUGGAGAGUUUGGUUCUUGUUAUACACAUUGAAAUUUUCUUUUUUUUUCUCAAUGAGUUUAUUCCCUGUUACUUAAAUCAAGGUUCAGAUUCAGCUUUUUAUUUUGGUCUUCAGCCCACACCACUGACAGAACAGGGUGCUCACUGGCUUCUUUUAACCUGAUUUUGUUGUUAAGCUUUGAUAAUGCCAACCAGAUAAUCUGAAGCUUAGUUUACACAGUAAUUCACUUUGAGCCAAUCUCCGUUGGUAUUUCUCACUUUGUCUGUGCCAGAAAGUCAGGAUCAAGGUGUUUGUGAAACAAAGUCAGACGUUCAGGGGGGGUUUCUGUUGACCACAGUCUUCCAGCUACAGCCAGGAUUUUUCCGCAGAAGAGAAGCAGACUCCUUAUAAUGAACAGAUGUCUAAUUCCAGACCUCCUGUGUGUCCCUCUUUGCCAAACCACUUCCUCACAGUAGUUUAACAGGGCAGAGUCCAGACCUGAAACUCAGACUUUUCAGCCUCUCACCUACAGAUGAAGUCCUUCCAACAGAUGUCUCAAAAUACUCAGCGGGGUUGAACAGUCGCUGUGGUCCAGAGGCCUCCCUGUUUACUAUUUUAGGUGGCCGCGGGUAUUGUUUCCUGUCAGAGUCACAGCCCUGAAAAUAAGUUUUAAAGAGGAACAGACAGUAGGGCAGCCAGACUCUGAGUGUUCAAGAUUCUUGGAGGGGGAGAUCCUCUCAGCCUGCGUUGUAUUGUUUGGCAGAGAAAAACCAGCACUGUUUGUCUCUGUCUGCUUGUGUUUAUCGCUGAGAAGAUUUCGGUGAGACUUUUCAGGGGUGAUUAUGAGUUAACCAAGAGAGCGUCUGUGCCUUUUUUUAAGAGGCCACUGCUCAUUAUUGGUGUUUAAACUGCAUGCUCAAUUAGACAGGAGAAUCUGCUAGCUCUCAAUUCCACACAAGGGGACUGAAGAACACACGCAGAUGGACGUGCAGAGACACACAUUCAUGCAUCAGCACCAGACUUUUGCCUGAGGUGUUUGUAGGCCGGGCUGCACAUUUGUACGGGGGGAAGCCAAUGCAGGUGGAAGACAUCUAUAAGCAAUAACUCUACACUUGCAUCCUCCUUCCCACACACAAAUGCCCCGCUUUACUCUAAUCUAAACUGAUCUCGCCGUGACUCUUGUUUAACCUUGACAGGUAACCCCAGCACAUGUUUUUAUUUCCCAAGGUGGUGUUCUGAGGAAAGAGGCCAGUGUUCCAGCGUACACUGGAAAGUGUGUUUUUAUUUUAUUGCUCAUGACCCAGCAUGACCGCAGCAGAAACCAUUGCCAUGUGGGCUGCCCUGUCAUGCAGACAGAGGGAUGUUGAUAGUUAUCUCUGUCUCCAAGUGUUUCAGGAUGCCCGGUGUGGAAGCGUUAGCUGCUGUCAGUCAAUCACUCACAUUUUAAAGAUUAAAGAUAUCACCGGCUGGACUUUGGCCAGCACUUUUGGCUUUGGCUUUUAUGUACCGCCAAACCACACUGAUAGCUUUUGACUCCUACUCCAGCUGUUUCAAGGUGACAUUUUUGCGGUUCAAAACAAUGUUACGUCAUUGAGGGGAUGUGUUGUAGAGAGCAGUGUACAUUUGAGAGCGAGCGAAGAUCAAGACAGAAGGAAACAACAUGAGUAAGUUCCAAAAACUGUGAGUGCUUUUUGGUAUAGUGUUGUUAUGCAGUGUAAAAGGAAGGAAGUUCAGAACUGAAGUGUUUCCUUUACUGCAGUUGGAAAAGCUCUUUAAUUUUUCCUCUAUUAUUCUCUACUCUGUUUCAAGUCAAUACAGGCUCUGCCAAGCCAUGAUGGUUUCUAGAAUUACACUUCAUUGUGUCGUUUGGUCAUAAUUGUUUUAGCAGUACUGUUGAGGUCUAGUGUAAAAUGCAUGUAAAGAUGCAUGGAUUACAACCUCGAGCUGUGAGAGGCUAUUGUCAUUCAGGCUGAUUAGAAAGUGUAUCUCUGUGUUACUCCAAAUUAGGACUCCUAACAGUGUAUGCUCAUAUCAGAGGCCAGUCAGUUAACCACAUGCCUUAUUUAGUAAAAAAGUUUUCCUGAGAGAUGUUCAGGGAUGCUUAACUACAGGAUAUGAAGCCUCUCUCAGAGCCAUGGAGGAUAUUUAUAUCUUCUCCCACAGUGCUGUUCUUGAAAUAGUGGCCUCAGGUGCUUGAAUUAGUCUUGGUUGAGUUGUGUGACAGCAUUUCUUAAAGGGAAUUUCUGGCGUGAAAUUAAUUUAUCAUCAAUUAAUUUAGGAAGAAACACACCAUGACAUGGAAUUAGGCAACCCCUCGAGAGAUGAAUGUUGCAGACUGCUUGCUUCUUAAGUAACGAGCGCACGAUAAAUAAUGCUCAGAACAGCACCUAACUUCAUCAACAGUACAUAUGGGGUCCCAGUCACAGCACUAGCUACCAAACAUCUUUUUAACUUUGCUUAAUUUCUUCAGCAAAGAGUCUAAACACAACUCACCUUCUCUCUUCUAGCAGCCGCUUGUUUGUAGUGAGACCUUGGGCCAGUCCAUCAGUGACUGCUGCGGGGUGACGCAGCUCAAGUUAGAACAUUUAUGAUCAUUUCUUCAUGGACAUGCAGUCAGACCGAGACGCUAAGGCAGAAGAACUACUGUGUCUGCAGUGCAAAAUGAUCAAUAUGGUGAUUAUUACUUCAAGGAAAUGAUAAAGUAAUGAUCAUAAAUAUCAUAAAUAACAUCUGGUGGAGCUCCCUCCUCCUGUGUAUUGCUAUCCUGCAGAAAGUUGGUUUAACUAGAGAAGUAAGCGGUCGGCAACAUUCAUCCCUCAAGGGGGUGUCUAACUCGGUGUUACGGUGUCUUUGACCCUAAAUCAAUUUUACGCUGGAAUAUCCCUUUUAAGGAAACACUCAGCCUUAUUAAAUGGUGUCUUUGUGUUGUGUUGAAUUUACAGCCAACAAUAAAAACUACAAUUUGUCACAAUUUUGAAAGAACUUUCUGCCCCGGUUGUUUUUAUUAUGUUUUAUUACGCUGACAUUAUUCUUAGAAUUCAUGUUGUCUUCAGUCUUCUCCGACCUCACCAACAAAACUGCCACUUGUUGAGUCUACGCUGCAGAGCACACAGUACAAACAAGCUCCCCUCCCCAUAAACACACAUUAUCUGAUGCACGCACACAGACACACGGGGACACCCCACCAUUUAGUGUGUGGUCACGAAGGUUUUGCUGAAACAGGAAAUAAAAUCCAAACUAUGCUUCUCAGCGACAAGCAAAUAGUGUAAGAUUGUAAACAGGCUGGCAACAUCUGGUGGAGGCCCCUCCUCCUCCGUCCCCCACUCUCCUUUUUCCAACCUCAGUGUGGAGAACUCAGGUCUGGGUUUAGUUUCUGUGGCUUAUAAGGGCUCAGUUUCCUCUAAUGGGGCCCAAUCAUGGAGACACUACCUUAUACUUCUCCAUCAAUUUACCGUAGAAUAAGAACCAAAUGGAUGAACUUGGACUCAACUGGGGUUAAUUGGUUUCCAUUAGCCUGCACCAACAUUGCUAGAGGUCUCAGUGUGUUAAAGAGCGAAGGUACGUGAGGGUUUCCUCUGUAACAAAGAACAAUUGAGGGCAGGAGAAAAGUGGACGCAGAUUUUUGUAACGAAGGAUGGAAAUCUAUGCUUGAGCCAUAUAGAAAUCCCAGAGGGCAGAACCAACAGAGUUAAUUAUUGCCAGUUCCAAAUCUUUGAUUGUAGAAGAUCAGCAUGAGCUGAGUAUGAUUUUGUUUAAAGGGAUGAUUUUGACGGUGGUGUCCUCUUGUUCUGUGAUGUUAAAUGCUGUGUAAAGGAAACCACUGACUCUAAUGUUGUAGCGGUAAAGAUGAACCGAAAGCAUCAUUUAAAUUACAAACCAAUCCAACUCCUCCAUGUUUCACUCAUGUUAUACAAAACCACAGCCUUGAUUACACAGCGCAGUAAAGCAGUCACACACUGCCCUAUCAUCAGAGCCACACACAGACUGUUUUUCAUAAACGCAGCACUGCCUUUACCACUGUCACUACUUACACUUUUGGCCUGGUGAGGCUUUUGAUAACAUCUUUCUUAACAUCCAGAUUUCCAGAUGGUAACAUAAAACACAUCAAGUGUCAGGAGUACAGAAAAGUAAAAUCUUUGGCAGCCUUUUCCAGAGUGAAUAUCCAGACUUCUUAUCGAGUUCUGCCCAGAAAUAUGGUCCAAAGGUCACAUCCCUGAGCUUUGAAAUGCUUCCUAGUUGACUGCAGGGGGGCUAUUAUUGAGGGUCACUUCACUGAUGCUGGAAGAAACGUUUUAAACAUCAACAAUCAGGCUGAUCCCAAUCACCCACACUAACCCACAAUCAAGCAGCUGCUUUAUAACAGAGCAACAAGAAGUAGGGGUUGAAAGCAUGAACAGAAAAUGGGACACCUCCUUGGAAAGGGAAAUUAUAAAGUUCUGUUUGGCAUCUUGAUAUUGAUUUUCAUUUUAAUGUGUUCCUUUGCAUCUACUUCUAAAGACGCAAACCAACUCGAAGCACGAUUCACAGCAAGAAUUGGUUGAUUCCUCACAUGGAGUGUCUUAGCAUCAGUCAGUACUUUUACAUGACACUUGAGAAAACCAAAUUAUUGCCUUACUCUGAGUAAGACUGGACAACUUAUGUGCAUGUAAAAACCUUAGUCGGACUCCAAUCAGAGUUUGAGAACUCCGAUUAAGAUAACCCAGAUAAUGUGAUUGGAAUUCAAUUUUCUCUACCAUGUAACCGGCGUAGUCGGCGUAUGAUUGGACAAUGCAUGUGCACGUGCGCCACGCCCCCGUAACCCCGGAACAUCAUGUACAAUAAAAACAACGCUUUACGAUGCUCCAUCUUCUUGCUCAAAAAUGCCCAGCAGCAGUUGUAGCUAAUUCUACCGUCUGGCACGGACCUGCUGUUGUUGUUGUUGACAGUUGUAUGGAGUUGGAAACAGCGCCGCUGAAAAGACCCAUAUUGCCCCCUAGUUUUUGGGUGGAGGACACGUUCAUGUCAAUAAUUUAAUUUUCUCAGCUGCAUGUAUACACAGACAAGGAGAGAAGCCUGAUUUGGUGAAAAAAGGAAUUAUGAACUUAGUCCGAUCAAGCUGUGCAUGUAGAUGUAAACGCACUGAGUGUCUUUGGAUUUGCAGGUGGUUGGUCACAAUCCAAAGACUUGGGGUGAAAUUUCUACCUCAAGAUGGCGCUAGAGAGAAAAGUACAGGUUACACCCAAGUCACUUGGUUUUUCAAUUCAUCCUCAAGAUCAUGCAUGUCUGUACCAAGUUUCUUUUCGAUUGAUCCAGUCAUAGAGGUUUGUUUUGGACCAAAGUGAUAAACAACCAACAACAGCAUCGAUUAAUCACUAAACUGACACAUCAGAGUUUCUUUUGAACUGUAGUCGCCUGCAGCACCCUGUGUCUUGUCUGAACACCUCAGCUUCUCUGUCACUGCUUGAGAAUGUGAGGCAUGCUGGUUCCUGGGAAGUCUCACCACUAAGUCAUCUCCCUGGCACCCUCAUGACCCCCGACCCUGGUCCUGUCCAGCCGCUCACAACACGUCACAUCAAAGGGAAAAGCAGAGGGGGAGUCGCUGUCUGUGCAGAGGGCUUUGCUGUAGACAGGAAGGGCUGAACAGGCUCAGACACGCUUGCUUACAAACUCGAUUCCUUCCUUUUACACAACAUUUGUUUAUCCCGAGUCUGUAAAAACCCGGGGAAAUACCUUUUUUUAAAACGAGAGUUAACAAAGGAGAAGAUGAUCAUUCUGUUUUUGCUGUGGUGGAAAGCGUGCUCAUAGAUUAAACUGACAUAGACAUAUAAACACACAUGGAUUGAGUCCCUAAACCCUCAGAUCUUGAUGAAUCCUAAAAAAGGCCGGUAAUUAAUCAUUAUCAUGUGAUCUCUAUGUGUGUGCGUGUGUGUGUGUGUGUGUGCCCAGGAUGUGAGGAAGUUUAUUUUUUGCUAAAUUCCAGCCAGCAUGCUGUGUGUCAGGGAAGCUAGGUUUGUGUAAUGUGACAGCAGCCACAGGACCAUGUCAUGUUUACGAAGGGAGAACAAAUCACUUUUAAGGCCUUUGAAAAGGUUUGCCUUUACCACUCUGUGGGUGGUUCAUAAUUACAGCGUCAGUUCAGCUGAACAGAAGGUCAUAUUGUUGUAGAUGUACCAGUGCACUUUUGUUCCCUUUCAGUUCUGAGUCCACUGACCUCGACUUAAGUUGGACCAAAAUUGGAUUUCCUCUUAAUAUCAGUGUGAUUAAGAAGAAAUGUGGCUUGAGUAGAAGGUUUUUUAAAGUAGUGUUCCUUAUUGACAGCUGAAACACUUAAAUACUUGAUCUGGAUCUGAGAUUUUGGGUCUUGUCUAUUAUGAGGACACCUUUUAGAAACAUGUGUUUUAAGGUAUCUGUGCAAACCCAAAGUUCAGCAGUUCUAAAACUGAGAAACUAAAAUCUCUAAUCUUAAAUCUAACCCAUACCAAACUGCAAUAAGACCACUCUGAUUAAAGGUGGGGUAGGCAGGAUCUGAGGAAGUGCCAGUUUUUGGGAGAAAUCUUGAAUGUAAACACUACCCCUCCCAACCAGUUUUCCCCUCAGCUCCUCCUCUCCCCUCCCUCUCUGCUCCAGCAAACAGAUGCUCAUAUCGUUUCAAUUAAAUUCAGAUAUAAUGCAGAUAAAUACUUGAGAUAAUUGCAAAUGGGGCCCAGUGAAAGUAGAAAACAUUGGUGCUACUGUAGAUGCCAACAGACAACCAGCAAACACAGUGUUUGCAGGACUUCUACAGCUAGGAUAAAGUGACAUAGUCCACGACCUGAGGUGAACAGUUUAGCGGCGCUACAACACGCAGCAGGUCCCAUUUGACAAGAAACACUUCUGUUAAAGACACUUGAAUUACUUCAUUAAAGCAGUUCAUCUGUCCAGCAGAAAGGUUACAGGGUCCAUAAGAUCCUGAAGCGUCCCCCAUCGUUUAUGCUGAUGUUGACGCGGCUUCUUAGCUCUUGUCUGGCCUCCUCCGUUUUAAGCGCCCAUUAUUCCGCCAGAGUCACUAUUCCACCAGUAUUUACUUCAUUUAAUUGCUUGUGUUUUCUGUACUUUCUGGUUGGUUUCUACUGUGCGAUGUUGUAGCACACUAACUUUUUUGAGCUCAUUAACGUUAUUCGAGGACGUGGAGCGUGCCUCACAACCAGUCAGCACUAAGGAGCAGCUUCCACCUCACAACCCAGUCAGGUUGGGGGAGGCAGAGAAUAGUUUUGUUUACAGUCAGAAAGAGCAGACCGCUCAAAAAUUUUCAAAUGUUGACUACACAGACAUAACAAAACACAGUGAUAUCGUUAUAUUACCAAAUGUCCUCAAUAACUAUUAGCUGUUGACUGACAUUAAAAGCUUUUUUGUAUAUACACCACAAAAAAAGAUGCUUCUUUAAUGGAGCCCUGCCUACCCACCUUUAACAUCUGGGUCCAAGACAUAUUCAAAGCAAUGCAGACUAAGAUAGCAGUGAUAGUAUUUAACGGCUUUCCUUCCUUUUUAGGUCAUGAUCGUGCAUUCCAAGAAAAUUGUUGUUGACUCUAAAAUCAAUAAAUCUUGCAGAGUGCAGUUUGACCAAGAAGACUUCUAAAUUUAAGACAACAAGUCUCUUGCACACGUCUCCACAAAUUGGUCACAUGCAGUGGAUGAAUCUCUUUCCCAAAACUAUCAAUGUCACUAUGUUGGGCUGAGAGCUACACUGCUUCUUGGAAACUACACCUCACUGCACAUGAAGGAAGUGUUCAUGCAGGAGGACAGUUUAUUUUAAUCAGGGAAACUCCCCAAAACAGACUGGGUCUUAUAAUAUCAUAUCUGUGCACUGACUUUGGGAUUUUAUGGGAUUUAUUUGUCGAACAUUAAUAUCGUGAAGAUCCACAUUUUGGCCCCAAGCCGCCUAAUGGGAAUUGAUGCUUAAGCCUACAGAGAAAGAAAAAUGUACUUAAUGUAGAGCGGUGGAAAGUACACAUUUUAUAUAUAUUUUUUUAUUCUAUAUUUUGUGCAGUAAGUUUUCUUUCUCUUUACAUCUGUAUUCAGAUUUUCCUCUUCUCACUACAGGUGUCAUUAAUUAGCCUCUCUGCAGUAAAUAACUGAACCCGUGUCCUUGUGUGCGUUCGCUUUCAUAUAGAAGAGUUAUGGCCGCUCGUUCACACACCAGCCGGCAGACACGGCCUCUCGCACAUGCAAACAAACUCCCAAGUUUAGCUUUUCUCACUCACGCGUCCACACGCUCCUUCUUACAGCGAGUGUGUGUGGAAAUCCAGAUGAAAUGCAGCAGUACGUUGACCCCCUGACACUUCAGUGUGGCCGGGAUUUGUAACAGCACCCUGGAGGGAAGUGGUGGCGAGCUGAGAAAAUGUCUCAAAUGAGGGCUUGUCAGCUUUCUCUCCUCAGACACCUCCCCUGAAGAUUGAUGUGCUUUCUAUGUCAUCUUAUGUGUGCAGGGUGUACUCUGACUGUAAAAAUGCAUUUACUAUAAAUCUGAGUUAUUGUUACUGUCGCGGUAAGGGUCUGUGCCAAGUUCUCCCUGUGGGUGAAGAAAAACUGUGUGUUUCGGUGUGUGAUUGUGUAACUCUUCCUACAUUUCCCAUUUGUUUUUAAGUUUUCCAAUCACGUAAAGAAUUUAGUCUUUCUACUUUCUAUUGAUUCCAGCCUCUCAACACCAAACACUUUGUCCUUAUUCACAUUUUUUACAUCUUUUUAUGGCCUCACUAACUCUACUGCACAGUGAUUUAUUCUUCUUCAUAACUCAGAUUGCAUUUCCCCAUCGGCUUGAUGCAGAGUUUAAUGGUUUUGUUGUUUUUUUUCUCCUUUUUAUUGCAACAUCAAAACAUAGAAAUCCUCCCACUAUUGUCCCAGAUUUAUUAGGGCAUGAUUGAAGCCAAAUCAUGUAAAGCUGUUGCUUUCUCAUGUAAACAAACAACCUUUAUAGUCUCAGCUGGUGUAUGAUCUUUCUUCUUCUGGGAAAAAAUUAGCAGCAGGUGUCCUUCAUUUUCCUUUAAGAAGCUUAUUAAUAUUUUUUUUUAACUCAAAACUUCCUUUUGCCUCUUGCUGAGUGUUUACACGAACAACCUGUGUCUGUGUUUCUUGCCUCCUCUUUUCACCCUCAGGACAGUUUCGCACUUCUUCCCUUAUGUUCAACCCGGGAGAAAGCAACUCCUGGAUCAAGUUGCACCCUUCUCCAGCGGUGGUCUCUGCAGGGGGUCUAAAUUGCAUUUCGCUCCAGGGGAGGUAGCAGAAGAAUUCCACACCACCUUAUCUUCUCAGAAUUUGAGGUUUAUUUUACAGUGCAUGGGACCAUUCAUCAUUAAAAACACUUGAGCUGGCUUUGCAUGCCGCUCUGGAGGCUGAGAAAGGCUUCAUAUAUCAGAUGAGGGGUUGCUACUUAAGCCGCCAUGCCCUGCUGUGGAUCUGAGUAGCUUAGCCUCAGUUCACAUACCACCAGCAGCUUUAGCGGACUGAAGAUAUGCAUUCUUCUCCUCUUUAGGUAAUCCUUAAAUCAUGCAAGCUUGACUUACUCUCCUUACUUUUUCCUCGCCAUUUCUUGACCUCUGUACAACUGUCUUAAAUUCGCCAAGGGAGGUUUUCUUUUUCCAGGGCUCAGAGCGUAGCGGUGUGAUUGAUGGUGUUAUUUUGUGAUGAAACUUUGAACAGGUCGUCUUUGUCGUCGUUCGAUUUAGCCCCCAGGAAAAAGGUUACAUCACCAGAGAGAGGGGGAAGGCCAUGCUCGAGAUUUAAAGCAGGAAACACUUCUCCAGGGCGCUUGACGCUCUCAUACACUGACAUUGAGAGCUGUUUUUUAAAUAUUUAGUGAUUUGAUCGCUCUUAGAUGAUGUUUUUAUGCAAAAUACUUUUGUUUUUGUGGCUUAAGUUUCAUACAAGUGCACACGUUCAUGCAAAAACAACUGAUUUGUGUCAAAUUAAAAGGACUUGUGUUUUAUGGCUUCCUCUCUUUUCAAGUGUCAUUCAUGGACGAUCUUUCCAUCAUAAUUUCGGAGAACUUUUCAGCCCCCCAUUAUCCAAGCGUUCUGUGUGUGUUGUGUAACAUCCUUUGUCUUUUAAAAGUGGCUCAUUGCUACAACACCAGAUUGAUUUCAGCAUGAACAAAUAUACUUGAUAUUUCUCUGGGAUGUGAGGGGGGCCGGGCAGGGUGAGAACAGAGUGGGUUUAUGAAUGUGGGCUUUGUCUGCUGGGGCUAACACACACACACACACACACACACACACACACACACACACACACACACAGACCUAUACACUAUUCUCAUUAGCGUCCUCCCUUGUUUUGUGUGAAGAAUUAAACAUUUGUCUGUUUUAGGUUUAACACUUAAACAUCGCUUCAUGCUCAUCAUCAUCUCUUAAUUUUCCAGCCUGUCCUUUCCGACAGUAAUCUGCCCACGCUUAUGUGAGAGGGUGACCUCUGACCCCCGUCUCUGAGUGGCAUGCUUGUAAAUCUUUCCUGUAAAUGUGCUUCUUCUUGUAACACAGUCGUCUGAAGAGGGAAAUCCCCUAAUCUCUGGGGCUUUAUGGGGAAACAUCGUGAGAGGGCUGCAAAACUUCUGAAGUGGUUUGGUGUCAGGUGAUAUCCUCUGAGAUAGAGGAGACUGUGGGGCGUAAUAUGUUAAAGGGAUAGUUUGACAUUAUAUAAAAUACACUUGAUAUUAGGGCUGGGCGAUAUGGCCUCAAAUCAAUAUCACGAUAUAUUGAGCAGUUCACCUCGAUAACGAUAAAUGGACGAUAACUACUCCGAAAUGGGCAAAAUGACAUCUGUUAUUGUCAUAAAUUUCUGUAUCUGUAAAUUCUCAGUUAAUCGCCCAGCCCUACUUGCUGUGUAUGCUCAAGUAUUUAACUUUAAACAUGCUUCUCCAAACCUACAUGAGAUAACAUUUUCGGUCACAUUAUCACACACAUUUCUUUAGCUCUUGUAAGCAUUUCAAGCUGUAAUAAAUAUGUCUUACUAUAUUUGAAAUCAGCAUCAUCUUAAGUAAUACUCAAGAAGAACUGUUGACACCUGAUUGUUAAAGAAAACACAUUAUUUCACAAAAACUGCUAGCUUAUGUAAAUUUAUUUUUUUCUUUUUAAAUUUGAAAUUGAACUUUCUGUUGAACUUAGCACAAGCUCUGGAUACUGAUCUUGUUCUGGACAUGUUUAAGUGUUGUUUUGUAACGAAAGAGUCCCCCCUGCCACGUGAUAACAGUCAAAUAUAAUCUUUGGAAGGUUGUUUUGGAAGAGCACAUGAUGAUAGGCAUCAGAAACAACCAUCUGAGAGCAGCCAGUCUUGUACCUUAUGAGCUUGUUUGCUCGCCUGGGUCAUGUCAAGGCAAAACUGCACAUUUAGAACUAUUUCACAAAUAUUUAAUGCUGCUCACAGGAGCUUUUAGGACAUGAAUAGACCAAGAGGAUAUCAAAUAGGAGAACACAAAUGGACAGGAUGCCAUAUCUUUGUGCAGGUAAAAACAGUUUACCAUCACCUUCUAUUAUCAAAGAGGAUCAUCAGCAUCCUCAGUCAUAGCCCCAGUUUAAGAUGCAAAGAUUGGGCCCACCCUUACAUGAAACUACAGUCAGUGACCAUAGAUUGUAUAUACUAUGGAAAACUUGGCUCCGCCAUCCGUCAUAAAAAUUUGAAGCUGAAUUGCUCUCGGUAUUUUCGGGAUUGUCUCCACUUCCUGGAACCACCACUUGCACAGUAGCGUUGUGCACAUUCGGCGGGAGAGUCGCUGAGAGUCGCUGUGAUGACACUCGGCUCAAACAGUGUAUCCCCCGGGUGAGCUACGCAAUCUUCGUACGCCCAUAGGCUGUAUCAAGUGUCAAUCAUAGAAAACAUGAACCCCCUAAUAACUUUUAAAAAUGGAGCUGUAGAGAAAAAAAGAGGACUUUAGCACAAAUCAGUCUUACUGUAACUACAUGUCAACAUCUCAAGCAGGGGGGAGAAAAAAUUCUGUGUAAAAAAUUUCUAAAGUUUGUCCACAGCUCCAUAGGGAUUGCUAGAGGAGGUGGGAUUUAUGACCUAUACUGCAGCACGUCACCAGAGGGCGCUAUUCUUGAGGUGGCUUCACCCAGUGAGGAGGCAGACGCUGUCCAUUCUAUAAACAGUCUAUGACAGUGUUAGAUUAGCUCAGAUUAACAGAAGUGCUGGUUUCUACACCUGUAAUACACACAAUCCAGCACAAAGUAACAAGGCAGAGCAUAACUGUUAGACAGUUGUGUGUUGUUUUCUGUUUUAGACAGGAUCGUUUAUGUGAAUGGAAAGUGACAGAGAGUAAAAUCAGAGGAUUGUAGACUGAAAAUAAGAACGCUGGCUAAGGAGUUUUGUUUUUGGAAGGUCUUGAGAGAAAGAGUGUAUUUAUGAGCGUACGUGAGUGACUGUAUUUUGGGCAGGAGAGAACGUGAGAGAGUGGUUAGGAGGAGGGCAUGAGGGCGGCAGCAGAGGAGGAAGACAUUAGAGGUGAUUUUCCACCCUGUCUGCGCUACUUAAAACAUACACACCUUGUGUUUCUGAGGGUUUCCACACAAAGCUGGCCUUGUGUGUCCCAAAAGUGCCCAGGAAGCCAGAUCAGACAUGGGAAAGAGUGUGAUGGUUCACUAAGGAUACAGUAGCUACUGUGGUGUCGGAUGGCCUCACAGGAUAGCCCAGAGAAAAAAGAAAAAAAAAAAGGGUUGUGUAUUAAACUCCCACAAAGCUAAACCGGGCUGUCACAGGAGAUGGAAAGGAUAAAGGAAGCAGUCAUUUCCCUCAGCAACCAAAUGAUGAUGUCAGCCCAGGGGCAGACAAGACAGAUGUAGAAAAACCACCUCCAUUCAAGUUGUCUGAUCCAGAUUAGCUCAUAAUUGACAUGGACUGUGUUUUUACAGCUAAUGGAUUGAGAGUUUGUUCCAUAUUUGGGGUUCUCGAUGAGUUCAGGCCACUGUGGUCAAAUAUGUGCACUCACUUUUCCCCCAAACGAAAACCAGCAGCAACAAAACACACAGUCAAGGUUUUCUCCUCUGUGGAGGAGCAUUAACAUUCCUGUUCUUCUGUUUUCGUUAUUGUACGGCCUCCACGCUACAUAUACAACAUCCUCUGAUCACUUUGUAAUCCAUAUGGAGGUCAAAUGAGAACAAUAACUCAUUCAUUUUCCCAGAGUCAUUGCCUGUGUUUAAUUACAGACUUAGAAAACUCCCAGCUGUCAAAAACAUUUUGUUUGGCGCUCUAAUGUCCACCAUAAGAAACUUAUGAGAAACAGGAAGUAGCCAGAGGGGUUACUAGGCAUGGCACGGGCCCCUUUGAAAUCUAAUCAAUUACCUUUUUAGCCACCCAAAAAUUCUACAUAAUGAGUGGUUAUUAGCCUUGUCAGAGGUAGCACUUACGCUAAAAUCUGCUAUUUGGGCUGUGUUGUGAGUGGCUGUGAGUAGCUUUCUUUACUUUUAAAAUGCAGCGUAUUUCCUGUCAUCUGUGCUCUCAAACUUUGGACCUAGAUUUUCUUUUUGAGUCAAGUUGAGAAGAUUUAGAAGCUGCCAUCUUGAUGUGUUUUGUUUUCCAUAUAGAGAAUAAAGAAAGAUCCACAUGAAACAGCGAUACUGUUAUUCGAGUAAAAGAGGAAAGAGGGUAGGGAGUGACAUUGGUUAGAGAAAACCACAAGUCGGAAACAAACCCGGACUGAGGACUAAAGCUUCCAUACGUGGGAGGUGUUACUCAACCACCUGGUCUGACUGGCACCCCCCUGAGACAUUUCCUGCUUGACAUUUAGCUUACCUACGAACAACCAUUUUCCUCAUCUGUUUAUCUGUUCUCAGUGUUUUAAAACUUCACCAAACUCUGCCUUCAAGGUUAAGUUGUAAAGUACAGCAGGUUUAACAAGUGAAGGAUGGAGCAGAGGCUUUAGUGUCCUCUGUUUCUUCAGGUGAGGGUGAAAGAGUCUGUGUAGCAGGGGCAGCACUGAGGCUUUUUCAGGCAUUCCUUUGACAUGACCUUAUACGAGGAACACGCUCCGGCCCAGGGUGGAUCCAGGACAGGCAAAAAGGGGCCACUGUGCGGAGCUGUCAGCGGGAACGGGCGGAUGAGAGAAAGAGGGGGUGUUGUGAUGGAGGGAGUGAGGAAAAGAUGAAGGUGGACAGUUUUUACCCAUGACAUCACUGAGAGGAAAAGCUCCCCGCACGCUCAUUUAUUUUCCGCACCAUGUGCUUAAAGUGUUAACCCCUGUUGCGUGUAAUGUACACCUUGACUGGCUGGCUGCCUUCCUGGUUUACACGACAGAAAUAUGACUCACAGUCCAGAUCUUGUGUUAAAGUGUUUGAUUAGGCAGGAGAGCAAAAACAAACUAUGUCUGAUUCAUUUAGCCGAGAUUAUAAAGCGACUAAUUCACACCUUCAGCGUACAGUACGCACUUUAUGUGUGAAAACUAAGCAGCUUGUUGUCCUUGAAAGCUUCAGAGUUAAUGAGCAGAAAGGCCGAAGGGUGCAUGAUGGAGAGGUUAAUUUGUAGAGGCUGUAGUGUUUUCCUUUCCAAUUAGCUGAACACAUACAUCACAAGCACCCCUUGCUCCCGUGUGUGUUUGUGUUUGGACACGUGUGUGUGUGUGUGUGAUUAUCUGUUUCAUCCAUGCUGAGUCUGAAUCUUCAUUUUAUCUUACAGCAGUUAAUCUUAAAAGCAGGCAAAAGUUGUUUCCUAGAUUUCCAGGAAUUUCAGUCGUUCCUUGAAAUUUCGAUCCAAGUGCUCGCUGUGACCUCCUGAAAGGAUCCAGAGUAGAAGGAAACGGGGCGCUCGCCUCAUGGGGAGGUAAUCAACCAUUUAGACAAACUUUCCCAUCGAGUUUCCCAGGCAAGGCUUUGGUGCCAACACUGUCCUCAUUUUAACCGCUGCAGCUACAACUGACUAUAAACAUCUCUUUGAUAGAGUCACCGGGCAUCUGCAGCUUUCAUCGUAACUCAAAUAUCAUCCCGGUCCUGUUCCCAUUUGUUACUGAUUUACACCUAUUGUGAAAGAGUCCCACUUUGCUUUACAACCAGAUGCUCAGAGCUGAGUGCCAGCAUCUUUACAUACCAGAUGUUUUUUUUUUUCAGCUUGAAACUCGACAUAAAUUGACUGAAGUGCUGGAAACUAUAAAAAACUUUUUAUGUGCAAAUAGAAAGACUACUGUGUGUUUAAUCUCAGUGUUGGAUAGAGACGGAGAAGUACGCUCAACUUUGGAUACAGUAAAUAAUUCAAAUAAAUGUUUUUUUUUAAAGGUAGAAGUUGGUCAUUGUCUUUCCAAGCUUUAGUGGAGGGAUCGCCGAGUUAAAAGGGAUAUUCGGGCGCAAAAUUAAGUUAGGGUCAAACACACCGUAACACCGAGUUGAGAGACGAAUGUUGCUGACCGCUUGUUUCUACUAGUUAUAUCAACUUUAGUAAUGAUCACGCGAUAGCAAUACACAGCGGUCCCAGGAGCCACAUGCUCAACCAAAAAGCCACUCUAUAGCCACAAAUAAUGCUCAGAACAGCACCUAACUUCAUCAACAGUACAUAUAGGGUCCCAGCCAUAGUACUAGACACCAAACAUCUUUUUAACUUAGCCUGAUUUCUUUAGCAAAGAGGCCAAACACAACUCAUCCACUCUCUUCCAGCAGCCGAUUGUUUGUACAGAGACCUCAGACAAGUCCAUUACCGCAGCGGGGUGGCGCAGCUCAAGGAAGAACAUUUAUGAUCAUUACUUUAUCAUUUCCUUGAAGUAAUAAUCAUCAUAUUAAUCAUUUUGCACUGAAGACGCGGUAGUUCUUCAGUCUGAUUGCAUUUCCAUGAAGAAAUGAUCAUAAAUGUUCUUCCUUGAGCUGCUGAGUGUGGUCGUUACUAAAGUUGGUAUAACUAGAGAAGCAAGCAGUCAGCAACAAUAAUUGCUCAACAGGGUGUCUAACUCAGUUUUACGGUGUGUUUGACCCUAACUUAAUUUUAUGCAUGAAUGUCCCUUUGACACGUCACUCAUGUUUUUUUUAUUUUGCCUUUUUAAUGCCUCAUUUCAGCUUUUGUAAUAGAAGACGCUCUGGCCUUUAUUUUGAACAUAUUUUGUCUGUUAGAUUUUCCAUACUGUCUCUUUGUCUCUUUAUCUGGUUGUGUUACCUACAGAAAAUGUCCAGGGCCACUACUUGCUGAAGUUAAUCAAGGAGUAGAGAAAGGGAUACGGCUAAGUUUAUCAUGAGCAGAGGGGAAUCUUAUAAUCUUAUGUAUAGGGCUGCAUCCUGGACUGCAAAGAUUUUAUCUGCUGCGACCAUGUCUGUAUACCUGUAUGUAGUUACGGACACAAAGCACAAUGACAUCAACCAAGCAGUGAAAGCCAGAUAGCCACCUCUGCUUUGUAAAAUGAUAUUGUUGUUCAUAUUCUUUUUACAAAAUCUAAGAUUUGCAAUGUUUGGUAAAAGGAAAGAUGAAAACAAUACAACUCAGACCAGCUGUAGUCCUCCUCAGUUGUGCUUUAGACACAGAGGCUCCCAGAAAACUUGCAGCCAAGCAAAAAGCAACAGAGUCUAUCAAACCACAAACUACUUAAACUCAGUCAUCAUAAAGCUCACCAUAUGUUGUGCUCGAACAGCUGUAAUGUUUGAGUUUGUUAUGUCUAUCCUCAAACACAUCUGUGCUCAAAGUUUGGUGCUGGACCAGAGAAGAAUACUCAUGUGGUUUACUGCUUAGUCUGGGAGAUAAAUACCCUCUGCUUCAUGACACAAACAUUGGUUUAGAGACAGCAAAAUGUGAUGUUGGUUUGCUCAGAAAAGAUAACAGUGUUUAUCGAGGAGUAAAUAUUCUCAUUUAAACCCUUCAUGCAAAGGUAUAAGCAGUCUCAGACCUUCAGAGACACUUAAGAUGUUGAAGCCCUGCUUAGAUGAAUCUUUCUGUCCAUCGUUUCAGAAGUUCAUCAGCCGAAGCUCCUGGAAGUCAAAUAUAUUCUGUCUUCUUGGUGUCACGAAGGAGACGUGGCCUUUCUUAGGCCCAAAUAUCAUCCGGUUGUUUAUGCCUGAUGGUAUGUAAACUGUUCCAACAUUUCCUGCAGUAAUGUGACAGUUUCUCUGUUGGACAUUCCUCAACAUCUGUAUCAAAUCGACCUCUCUAAAAACACCAGACACCACUUUCUCUCCUUCGCUGGCCUAAAGCUAUUCCUAGCUCCGUGAGGAUGCUGUUAUCACACUUGCAGAUGUUUCAGCUGGAGUGUGUCCAAUCAAAAGGGGUGUGAGGCCAAACUGUCGUGUUGGUAGCCAGCGGUGAUUUAAUGCAACUUAAUAAGGAGGGUCAGUCAUGUUUUAGGAGGGUAAAUGGCUAUUUAACUGUAGCUGAGAGAGAUUUUGGGAAUCAUUAGCGCUUACCAAGACUUCAGACUGAAAAUGGCUUCUAAUCCAAGCUGGCAAGUCCAGUUUGAGUAAUAUUUCCCUUUGAAGAUUGUCAGUUUUAAAGCUUUUCAGUUGCGGUGACUUUUAAGUGAAGAUCUGUAUUUGCAGAGUGUUAGAUUUUAUAUUACUUGUUAUCACACUUUGCAUUCAUUUUAUGCAGCAAAUUUGAUCCAUCAUCGUAUGUUUCAGUCUCUCCUGGAAAACGUUUACAGUAGCUUUACAACUUGGUAGAUACUGUGGGUUCGAACAUCUGCUUGUUUAUUUUCAGUUUGAAAAUGAUGGAUGAACACUUUGGUUCUCUUUAGACUGGUGAAGAACUCUGUGACAUUGAAACCCUCCCUGAAUGUGAACCCUUCAGAUUUACUGCAUCUGUUCGUGUGCGCGGGGUUAACCUGAACACUAACCUCUGUCUUCUUCCUUACCUCUUGGGAACUGUAUAAACUCUUUGAAACACCUUGCCUCUGAAGUAUACAGGACUGCAGCUGCCAGGGUUGACCACUUGUUGUCAGCUCCUCUCUCAUUUUAUGGGUGGUACUUCUUCCCUGACAAGCCAUCUGUGUAACUGUCCCCGGGGGGUGUUUGUGCCAUUGCCAAUCAGGCGUUUUUCUUUUUUUUUUCCUUCCAUAACACCAUCUCUGCAUCUGUGGCGCCAACUCAAGCCUAUUUACAUACCUGGGAAUCAAGCAGGAGGCCCAGAGGCAUGCAAAUGUGUGUUUGCAUUGGCACUGCUGGGUGCCCACAUCAAGAGCUGGUCCCUGAAAGCAGCAGGGCGGUCCAGCAGCUCGAACACAGGUCGCUCUUUAAUGAGGGCGGCAGAGUGAGGGCUCACAUGAGUGCUAAUUAUUCACCUCCACAGGUGCUGCUUUGAAAUAUGUGUCCAAGGAGAACUGGGCUCGAGGGACAAGAUCUGCGGAGAUGUGAAUGUCUUAAAAAGAUUUGAUUUUAAAGGCAGAGGUUAGUGUUUGUAAAAUAUCAAAUAUCAGAAUUGACUGAUGGGUUUAAAGAUUCAAUAUUUCUGAGGUGUGCUGUCAGCUUAAUCUUUCAGCAAACAUUAAAAAUAUUUUUGCAUUCAUAGCAAAUCUGGGUUUGUUUAUGUAAUACAGCCAAAAUAAAUACCUCUGUCCGUUUUUUAAAUCUUAUAACCUCCCAACUAAAUAAUAUUCCUUAAAACGCUGUAAAUCACGGCGUGUGCUAGCUCCUGUUGGCUUGAAUAGUAAACCCCCGUAGUAAUAGACGGGAUAUGAAUUACUGUCUAUGUGUCCUUUUCCUCCUCUUUGCCUGACACUCCAUCUAGAUUUACUUCUGCUUGAAUGCUUCUUGGCUGAAAAAUUUUCCAUGACCACUACUCACUCCUCUAAAUAAACGCAAUGUCACUUGGAAGCCAUGACUGAUUUUGGCUGUGUUAUCCUGAGGGCCUGUUCUGGACUCUGUCUCUGACUCUUUGGGUUUUUUUUUUUUUUUGUCAGGACUCAAACUCCCAAGCUGACUGUUUCAGAGACCCACAGAGGUUUUAAGGUUUCUGGUGAAGUUAUUUAUUUAUACCACUGAAACAGGAGUCCUACCUGGAACAGUAAAUUUAGCACCCUCACUUUAACUGCAUUGGUAUAAAUUUGAGUUUCUUAUAUAUGAGCCCCCCGAUAGAGGAGGAAAAACUGGAGUCCCCCCGUGUCCAAGGCUUCCCCUGGAUUUUGCAUGUCCGCUCUUGGAGAAUAGGUCUGGCAGUGUCUCACCACAGCUGUGUUUGUGCUGGGAUGUUGUACUGGAGAAAUCCCCCCCUUCCUCUUGCUGACGCUUUAGCGUGAGCCCGGUUAUCCUCGGAGGACUAAAUGGGGGUGGGGGGUGAGGGGAGGAAGAGAGUCCAGGGCCCUUUUACUUCCUCCCUUCCUCCAUCUCUUCUGUGAUCUUCCUGUUUUGUCUCUGACUCUUGAAAAAAAAACGGGUCAGAUAAUUAUCAAACCCAGAGAUCCGAGUCGACAACACUCUCUCCAAGAGGGAUUUUAUCCUUGAAUUAUCUCGGCGCAACUUCUUCAAGAUUUCAGAGUGCAGCAGACACAGGGUAGAGCUGGACUGUGUGCUUGAGGUUGCACCAUCAGUUGGAGAAAAAGUCCAACCACAGAAACGCUUACACUGAUUUCAUCACUCAUUAAAAGCAGUCCAAGCUUGACUGUAUGCUCAAGUGUCGCAAUCCAGCUUUCAGCGCUCUUGGGUUUCCUUUGUGGGCAAACUAUUCCACUUCACUUUAGAAGUUGGCUGCAUAUACUUUUGGCCAUGUUUGGGGUAGAUUUAGUCGGUAUCUACCAUUCCCUGUUACAAGAGAGUCCCAAACAAGACAGAUCACAAAAAAAUCACCAAAGAUUAAACAGAUGAUGAGAAGAACACAUGUGGAUUGAUUAGUUAGAGGUGAACACCAAACCACUGAAGUCCACAAAUCAAUAAGACACUUAUCCAGGAUUGUCUGCUACAAGUACUUAAAGUGAUUUAAAAGGUGUUUUACCUUUGAGUUAAAAUAAAUGAAGCUUCCCCACAUCUUUUUUGUGCAUCCAUCUUUGACAGUGAUUUAUUUAUUUCUUUUUGGCAGGUAACUCCUGGCCGUGAUCCUCAAACUCAUUCUGCAGCCGUUAAGGGGCCAUAUAUAUAUUACUACUCACCUCCCCUCGCUCUAAUAGCUCUUUGGUUGGUCUGUCAAACUGUCUAAUCGGCUCCAGCCAGGUGAUCCGACGACCAGGAAUGCUUUCACCGCGAACUCACUCUCUGGCCUUUCAGGGGAAUCCAAGCACGUCCUUCUGGGCUUUUCUCUCCCGCUUCCUCUGCUGUCACAUUACAGAAAAACAAUUUAGUCUGACAGGGGGAGUCAUUCCUCAGAAAGCGGUGGGUUUAUUUGGAGGAAAAGAGUUUCUGCUUCUGCUAUUAGAGCAGCUCAGAAUGUAUUUUGUGAUGACUUUGUGGAAAUUGUUUCACCUCCCCCACAGAAAACACAGAGCUUUGUUUUCGUCUCUACGUGGGUUUGUGCUGAAAAGGUCAUUCAACUCUGGACAUCAUAUCUGCCAAAUCUUUGGAUGAAUAUGGGAAUUCCCAGGUUUUUUCUUACUUUGUGUAUUUAAGACUAAUCUCGCAAUGGAUAGCAGAGAAAAGUGAGACAAAUGAUCUGCUUUGGGUUUGCACCUGUUUGGAUCAUGUAGGAUUUAAACAAAUGCAACACAGUGAUCCUGUGACUGAGUGAAAGCAGCAGCAGCAGGAUACAUGAAAUACAUAUGCCAGAGAUUGAACUCUGUUUGCUGUAAUAUCAACCCUCACCUCUCUGUGUCUGCCCUUUAUUUCCUUCUCCUGUCAUCCUCUUUCUGUUUCCUCUUGAACUCCUCAUCUUGCUCUCCAACUUUUCACCCGCUUAAGUCACCCGUUAAAGACAACACACCUCUACUUUUCAUCCUCUUUAAGGUUCAGGCACCAAACUUGUUCAGGGUUAUUGUGUAAAAUGAUCGUGUUCCUGUGAGAAGCAGAAAUGCGACCCGUGUCGAGGCUUGAGUAUGAUACAAAUCUGAUCUGACAAGGACCAGGCAUGUCCUGAUGGUUGACUUCUCCCAGAAUGAUGCAUGCUUUUAGUGAUAAAAGCACACCUUAAAGCUACAAGAAGCUAGUUUGCACCAGACAUCUACGAUCUUUCCCCCUGAACAGAGCUCUGGGUUUCCCUUGAUAGCAGAUCCACAACAGUUGUGUAUUGUGUAAAGGCAGAGCGCAAAAGUUUGCACAUUUCCUUCAAUUAUCUUUCUUCGUGUUGCAUUUGUUUAACCUGUGAGUCCCACAUUUGCAUGUGAGGAAAAGGAAAUAUAUAAAAGAGUCUUGAAAGCAUGAUGAUGAUGACGAUGAAGAUGUCAAAGUGGACUGAAGUAGUGUUACAGUUACCUCGAAAGUCAGAGCUGGGUAUGACCCGAGUUGACGAUGUUCCAACUACAGGGCUGCCAAGUUUCAAAAAAUGACAAGAGUGAGACUUGAGUGUUAUGAUACGAGCUGUAGUCGGUGGCAAAAAAAAUUGGCCUUUUUUAAUGUUGGUUCAUGCGUUAAGACGGAUGUCCACACCUCCAUGCCAGCUGCUCUAUGCCAGCGCUAUGGUCUCCUAAUGCUAGUCUUGAUUAACCAGAAAUUAGAAAUGAGAAAUUUAAAUGUUGUUGUGUGUGAAAGAUAGUUAGAGACGCCAAGACCCGCCUUAUGUUGCUUCUGAUUGGUUUAUAUUGCGUGGUGCCUUCCGUGUUUGGUUAGAUCUCGGCACAAAGGACUGAUGGAUUGAUCUGGAAUUGGUUACCUUGGUCAGUCAAUCAGAGUUACUCAAACUAUGGCGAGCCAAGUUUGUUAUCAUGAAAAAAAUAAAUACAGACCAUCAUAGCACCGUGUUCACAGUAAGGCGUUGGGCAGGACAACAUAUACCACUAAUUUAAUUUCACUAAAACAGAAGUGCUAAUAAAUAACACAUUAUGAAAGCUUUCACUCUUUAUUGUUGAUGCACCGUGCUGCCAUCUUGGAUUAUGACGUUGUCGUCAAGAUGGGGUUGGUGAAGAUCAUCCAACUUUCCGAAAUCUGACUUCAGCCGUUCCAGAUAAAUUUCCAACUCGGAGCUAAGAAAUUCUGACCUCUGAGUACAACUCAUAUCUUGCAACUAAUGGGUUAACUGAAUGACCCAUAUGCAUGUAAAAAAGCAUUUCACACUGCUGCCCAGUAUGCGCUCUUCUCGACUUAGCUGAUACUUGGAAUAUAUGAACUUAUAAAGGCAAGAAUAAGUCAUCUUCACAUGGAGUCUGUAUAAUCUGCCAUCUUGGACGUCUUUCUGGUAUUGUCUUCUGUAUAAACUAGUUAAAAAGAAGCUGUAUCUGCAUAUUCUGUUGUUUGUUUUCCUAAAGUACUUUUUUAUGGUUAAGGUCAGAAUAAAAAAACAAUAUUAAGCAUAUGUGGAAUGAGUUUCCAUGCACAGCAUCAGUCCUGGCAUAUGAAGCAGCUAAACUCCAAAGGAUACAGCUUGUAAAAUUUGUGUUUUUUUUCUGUUUGGCUGAGAUUAUCAGUGAACAGCUGCCAGCUCUGAUACAUUACAGCUGCUGUUUUUCAGCCUUUUUGUUUUUCGGUCAUUCAUAGAGGACACGGUCUGCACUGUGUCAAAAUCACUCUCAAACAUUUGAACCCUUGGUGUCUUCCCUAUCGGCGUCUCUGCUUCUUUUCCACCAUGUUUAUAUGUUUGAUACAUUUCUCAAGAGGAGGAUGAGAUGCCUUUGCUUAUUAUUUUUUAUGAAUUACUUUAACAACCAUUGUGUUUAGAGGCUCAGAGUGCAGAAACCUUAUCCGUUAUAUUAGCUCUAUUAUGACAGCUCUCUUUAAUGACAGGAUGUGGCUGGAACAGCACGUCCUGUAAAUCUGCUUUUUUUCUGGUUUAAUGAACCAAACUCUAAAAAAACAUAAAUUAUUUAUAGUUUUGGAUUCCAAAGCCUUUUGCCGUGAAUCAGUUCUCCGAAGAGGCUUUCGUGCAUCCUCUUAUUCUGGUGAGUAGUCUGUUGUUCCUGUGAGCAGCUUCAGAAGAAAGUCUGCAGUUCGUGUCUGUCUUUCCUCCCCGUCUUAGGCAGUUAAACUCAUAAAACCUCUGAGUUUUCUAUUGACUUUUGUUUUGGGAGCAAAGCUGUCCAUAUGUUUCUGCUCAAGUUGAACAUAUUUAAUCCUUAAAUAUGCAAACGCACAUUCUUAGAUUGGAGUGACUACAGAAACAAAGAGUCAAAAAUCAUGUACACACCUGACAUGAGUAAGACCUUGCUCUGAUAAAGUGUUUCUUUUCCUUCUGUUUCUCUGUAGUUGAAGCAGCCUGACAAAGCAGCAGCGGCAGCUCACACUUAUUUCCAGGCCAACCCUGAACAUGUGGAGAUGGGUCAGAACCUGGAGCAGUACAAAGACCUGCAGGGAGUCAAGGAGGAGCACUUUGUGGACCGAGAAGCUCGGCCACACCAGGUCAGAAAAGGACAACUGACAUCUGAAGAUAACUUUGUUUUUCUUUUUUAUCUCCUCUGAAGCUUCAGCCUUUACAAGUUUCAUGUAACUACUGUCAGAUGUUAACUUUCUGCCAUCAAUAAUCAACUCAAGCUAACAUGUCAGACGCUUUUUUCCACUUUGCUUCUCCCCGUUAAGGAAAAAUAAAACCCUUUUCACUUUAUAAAGCCUCUUUUUUGCUAAUGGCCCUUGCAGUUUAAUGACUGGAAACUCAUUAAGGCUCUUUAGUCUCGGUUGCGGUUAAGCCCUGAAUGCCAACAAGCUUUGAAUCUUUUGUGCUCUGAUUAAUUUACAGUUUGUCAGCCAUUUAUAUUCUCCUCUAACCCAGUCCUGUCCCCUCUCUGCCUGCAUGCUUUUUCAUUUUCUUUGAGUUUAACUUAUACAAGACAAAACAUCCACAGAAACACAGAAAAGACAAUCACAGCACCUCAAUCUGUAACCAUCUGUCCCCUGUCUGACUAAUCUGACUGCUUAGUGACCAUAACUUAUUGCAUGUCAUGUCUUCUUUUACAUUUUUUCAUACAAAACUCUCUCUGGGACUCGUUCAUCUCAGAGCUGCAGAAGGAAACAUGAUGAGCACCAGAGGACUUAUAAAAUCUUUUAUAAACUGGCUUCUGAUUUACUGUUAUGUUUUUCUCAACUGUAAAAAUGAACAACAAAUAUUUGCUUCUGCAAGAACGUCAGAGAGAAAAUAUGUCUUUCAUAAACAGAUCAUAAAGAGAUUUCCUAGACAGCAAAGGUCAUAAAUACUCAUCCCAUCUUUCCUCACUCUCCCUUCACAGCGCUCCUUCACAGCAGCAGUAAGGCUGUACGAUAAAGGUGACUACAAAGGAGCCAUCGGUCUCUUCGAGGAGGCUUUGGAGGAGUACUAUAAAGCGGACGUGGAGUGUCGGGCCCUGUGUCAGUGGCCACAGAGGUUUGAAGGCCACGACCACCUCCGCUAUCGUUACAGCCUCCAUGAGCUCAUAUCAGGUAAGAGCUGCUAAAUGGAGAAACUAAAGUAAUGGAAGGUGUGUUGCAUCCUGUCUUUGUCCUAAAGGUAAAGAAGACAAUGAAAAUAUUACAGGGAUGUUAUGGAUGAACAAAAGGAAAGAAUAAAAUGACAUUCGUAGGGUGUUGAGCUGCUUCAGACUUUAGAAUCUGCUCUGUCUUUCGUCUGAGGAACUUUCAUGUUAUUUUCUUAAAUUUCUAAGAAAAAUGUUCAGACACAAAACCUUCUGACCUUCUGGUUUUAAAUAUUUUUAAGUCUGAUUUAAAUGUCAGGAAUUCAGAGAAAUACACAAACAGAAAGAAGAGGAUUGUUUGGCAUGGUGGUUAAAAUACAAACCAUACUGUUCUGACAAUGUCUUUGGUUUAUUCCCUCUGAGAAAUCCCCUCUACUUUGCUGCUUUUCAUGUAAUCUCUCUGUACUGCCCACCUUAAGAAAAGGUCAAAAACGCUGCCAGAAAAACCACUCAUUUAAACCUCUGCUUCAACUUAUUUUAUCAAUAUUUAUUUUCAUCAGUUGCCAAGCUUUUCCUGGAACUCCCCAUGUUGAAAAACUGUUUAAUGUGCCAAGUUUAUUGGCGUAAAAUUUGUCAGAGAUAAAAAGGUGUAAAUAAACGUCAGGCUGUAAACACUUCAGAGAGGAUUGAUGGGUAGGAGUUAGGAAAACACAGUUUAAUCUGUGGUGAAAACAAAUGCGUUCUGAAUACAAGCAAGGCACACAGACCCUGCACAGACUCAUGGGAGAUUUGGUCCCACAAACUUGCAUCAGUUUUUCAUUGUUGCAGAGCUUACCACAGCGCAGGCCUCCUUCACUGUCAACGAACUGGAAAAUUACAAACAGAAAACAAGAGGGCAUAAAUCAGUGCAUAUUUCAAAUAUUAGUCUGAUCAUGAGCUGUGUUUCUAAAGGCGAAUGGACUUGAUGUCACAUUACAGACCACAGAUGAUCACUCAGCUUUAUUAAUAACAUCGUUCAGAUCCUGUGAGCAAAGACUGAGACUCGACUAAAUCACUCACAGCUCAGAUGUGUCUGAUAUUGAUCUUUAGACCAGAUUUACAAAUUUAGUCAAUGAUUAAAUGUUCUCAGUCUUACAAGUCGGCAUGAUAACCUGUCAAUCAAAGAAAUAACUAAUAUUUCUACUAUUGUCUGUUACUCUGUAGGAGGGAGCAUGAAUAACAGAUGGCAUCUCACAGGGCGGUUUAGUUUGGCUGUAUUAUGAUCUUAGAAAAUAGAGAUCAAGUAUGUAUGCUGUCUCAGGUUAAACAGGCAUGUAACUGCUCAUCCAGAGUGAUGUACAUCCUGCACAGGUGUGUGGAUGUUAACCUGAACUAAUUCACCAAUAUAACCUGCAGUUUCUUUCUUUUAAACCUGUGAGUUAAAGUCAAAAAGUAAAUUCUUGAAGAAACCAGCAGGAGAUAAGUCCUUUGACUUCCUUAAGUGUUCAUCUUCAUCAGGGGAGAUUUUUAGCCUCGGCUGGCAAAGUAACUAUAGAUCAACCUGAAGCCCUACUCACUCACUACAACACUAUCACUCUAUCUUUUUAUUUAUGUAUUUGUCUUUCUCAUUUUUAUCACCUGGCUUUUUUCUUUCACUCAAAUGCUGCAACUUUAUUUUUCAUAUUUUUGCUGAUUAUAUGUUGGGUGUCACUGGUCCUGUUGUGUGCUCUCAGUUUGUGGUCCAUUUAAUUUUUUGGUGAAUCCAAAUACUAAAUUUUUUUUUAACAUAAAACCAAAUAAUUCAGACACUCAUUUUCUCUCUUUUUUUUUUUUUAUUUUGUUAUGUCAGUGGGGAUCAACCUUCAGUUUAGUUCUCUUUGCCAUGUGGUUUGCACUUUUUCAGUGUCACUUAACUGGCAGCAAUAUAGAGGGUCAUGCAUCAUGUCAAUCACUAUUGAUUUUCAUUAUUUAGGCAAGGUUAAUAAAUACACACCAGCUUUGAAUUUUCCUUUACCAGUCUGUGUUCCGGUUCACUUCAGUCAACAUCAUGUUGUCCUCAAUAAUCUGAAGGUCCUUCAUUGUGUCUCUGAAACGAAUCAGGCAUCUGACUAUGUUUGUUGUAGCAUUUGCAUCAAAUUUAGAAGCCUCAGCUUAAUUUCAACCAAGUGUGUGCUGUCUCCGAACUGUACAGUGAAAUGUAAAGGUUUUUAUGAAUAUGAAAGGGAGAGCUAAUGAGUUUUGUCUGGGCUUUGUUGUACUUAUAAUCAGGAAUUAUUAUACACAGUACCACUAUGUGAAAGGAUUCUGUGUAUUUAUUUUAGGAUGUACGAUUUAAAUCUGCUCUGUAACUUUAAUUCAAGAGAAAGGAUGUUUAAGUACUUCCUCAUGUAGCAGCCUCAUAUUCAGAGGAAAAUAUGUUGCUUUAUAGCAUUCAAACUCCGGCCUAAAACACUUCCAUACCCGCUCCUCUGAGACCCUUUAAAGCCCAAAACAGACCUCAACUCUGCUCUGAGAGCAAGGAAAGUACUGCUACAGCUGUCUGAGAGUGACCCCCCCGUACAGCCACACUCUCACAACACACACACACACACACACACAACCACAUGCUUGUACGCUGUCAUCUUCUCGGCUGGAUCAACAUGAGUAAGUGAUACGUAGUACCGCUGUAAAACCAGGAUCAACAAACAUGAGGGAUCAUCAUCACCCAAGGAAAGACAAAAACACAAAAACAGAACAAAGAUUAUUUGACUGACUUCACAGCCACUAAGGAAAACCUGAUGAUGGACUCUUUUAUUUUAUUUGAAGAGUCUCAUGCAGUCCAAGAACUUUUUAUUUCCCAGAAACAGAGAAUGGUCCACAGGGAACAAAAACACACUAAUACACUUUAAGAGCAAAAUUCAUCAUCUGUUUCAUGCACACCACUUACCAUUGCUGCAUGAGACCAGGUUUUACUCUCAUAUGAGGAUCUUUAAUGUGGACAGGUACAACUAUAGACUGUAUACCAGUCUAUAGUUGUACCAAAGGAAAUUAGUCUCAGAAUUUUAGUCUCUCAGGCUGAAUAUCUGCUGAUACUGAUUUCUAUUUCUCACCUCUGAUGCUCUCAAGUGGUUGAUCAUUUUCUUCCAAAUCAAUACUUUACAUUUCCAAAGGACCACAUGAGGGCUUAUGCCUGAGUCAGCAGGCCAGGCAGUGUAAUCCCAUAACAAUCUGUAACUAUAGCUGCUCAGUCUUUGUAUUAAUACUGGUAGAGAAAUAAUCCAGUGUGAGGAUUCAUCAUCAUUUAUGAAAAAACAUGGUCAAUCAUUUCUCAUUCAUGAAAAGACAUUUGAUUACAAAAUGAAUGUUUUUUGUUUAUAUUCCUUCUUUUUUCAUUGGUGCCGCCAUGACAUCAGUUAAAAAAUCUCAUUUAACACAUUAGGUGUGUUUUUUAAUUGAAAUCGCUCACAUUAGGUUGAAUAUUCGAGGUUUUUAAUAUACAGUACGUGGCAUUUAGAUGUUUGAAUUGCCUAGCUUUCUUCUUUCUUACUGAAUUUGCUGAAGUCCUGGAUAGUGUCUGGAUUGUAAAAAUUGAACGCUGGGUAAAUAAAUGUUUAUUACAGUUUUCACACAUUGUCCACAUUCAUUAAAUCUCCAUCACUUAAACAAAAACCAAUAUUCAGGGUAUGCAAGAUGAGUAGCCAAAUGCACCAUAUCAGAGGUUGCUUUCUCCGUCUUGUAUCUGUUGAACUGACCUGAAACCCUCUUGUUACAGAUCACUUCACUCAGGUGUUGCACUGUGAACACGAGUGUGUUCGAGACCUUGCCACUCGGCCAGGUCGUCUCUCACCGAUGGAGAACUACCUUCCUCUGCACUAUGACUACCUGCAGUUCGCCUACUACCGGGGUGAGUUUUUGAAAGGCUUCAUGUUAUAUAUUUAAAAAAAAACAGACCUGAAGUUGUUAUGAGAUUUUAAAGACGAACUCUACCUGAGUGUUUUUGAUGUGUUCAUGAACAAAGACGAUGAACACACCUAGAGGUCAUCUGUCCAAACACACACACAGACGUGCACAUACAAGACCUCCAUACAGAGCAGCAGACAGGUCGAGUCAAAGAUGACCGCACCCUGAGUUUGUGCAACCUUCACAUGGGUGUUUCCAGUCUGCUGCUCCAAGGUGUGUUUGCUUCUAUGAGCGACUGUUUGUAUGAGAGAGAGAGAACAAUAAAUCGAUGUCCUGGAGUCUUGCUGGUAACUUUAUGAAAAGCUAUUCCAGACAAGUUUGUUGGCACAGGUAGAAAGAGUAUCGGUAAAAGGCCGGGCUGUGGGGUUGUGAGAUCACCAGAUUACACUUAAUGAUCCACAAACAUGUGGAUCUAAUAAAACAAAGUGGAUCAUUUGGUUCUGAGUAGAUUAGUGAGUGAGCUUUGAUUUGUAAAAAAGGCCGCCGAUGGGUGUGUAUUUACUUUGGUGUUUUAUAUGUGUGUGUUUGUGUGAGUCAGUGGAAGCUUAGUAAGCUUUUAAUAACACCUUAGGUUUUAAAGUAUCAGAAUUAGGUGGAUUCGUGUCUUCAAUUUUGAUCAUAUCAAUCCCCUUUCCUUGACAACAGCAUCUGAAAAUUCAGUGUAUGCUUUUGUCUCAUAGUCUUCAUAAAUUUCCUACAUAGUAACACAAACACACACAUGCACACUGCAGUAUCAGACUCUGGCCAAUGGACUUCACUCAGGAGCCUCUCACUGUGCUCCACCUGCCUAUGUUUACCAAAUAAAUCCUCCGAGACGUGUUUCUGUCUGACAGAGCAGGAGUCUCAAACUCUCAGUGACCUGGAAGUUCACAGCUGACGGCAGCAGCGACACUGCCCACUACCUCAGCUUCAGCCAAGGCAGGAAGGAAGUUUUUGGUUAACCCUGAGCUUUUACAAGCUGGUACAGAAUGUGUUGGAGGGAUGUAGAGCAGAAGGUGUGGACGUGAGUGUGAAUACCUGUGAGAGUGUGUCAUGUGUAGAGUGUGUGAAGACGGUACUGGAUGAUCCUGCUGUUGUGAGUUAUCAUAGACAUACAAUAUGUGUGUGUGUGUGUUUGUGUGUAUGUGUGUGACUUUUCCACAAUGUCAACCACAUCACAACUUUUGCUGUAUUAUAUUAGCUAUGCCUUAGAAAUUUGACCGUGACAGAAUCAUUACACUCUCUCUCUCUCUCUCUCUCUCUCUCUCUCUCUCUCUCUCUUUCUCUCUCUUUCUCUCUCUUUCUCUCUCUCGGAUGUAUUAACACACACAGUGGUCAUAUAAUACUGUAGAUACAGUUGCCUAGCAGCUCUGUAGAAAACAGCAGAAAGCCAAAGCAGAUCAUCUGCACCUGACAAAAUCUGUGGGUGUGCAGUUGUGUGUGUACGUGUGUUCCUCUUAAAGGUGCUCUGUGCAGUUCUCUUGCGAUCAAAUAAAAGUUCUGUUUACUCCCAGCUAGGACUCUUUGUUUGCAUACUUAGGUCAGUGUAUUAAAAUGGCUUUUUCUGUCUUUCUGUCCGUUUCUCUGCAGUGGGCUGGCUGGAGGAGGCACUCGAGUGCGCUUUGACCUACCUGUUGUUCCACGAGGAAGAAGAGUUUGUCUCCGAAAAUGUGGAUUACUACAAAGAGGAAGUGGGACAUGACGGCAAACCAAGAGAGGUCAGCGUUUUAUUUUGAUGUACUUGGCAAUGGUUCAGAUACAAUUGAAAGCAGGAUAAAUGUCAUUAGGUGGAUUUAUUUUCACUGUAACUGUUUUUUUUUAUAUAUAUAGAAAAACAUCUGUACUGAAAAUGAAAGGAUUAACAGUAGCAAGGAAAGAAAAACCAGAGUAAGAUGAGGGUUUAAAAAAGUGGCCAGAUCUUAAAAUAUUUAAACAAUCUGCAGAUGUUUGGUGAAAAGAUGGAAGGGAGCGCAAAGAGACAGCUUGUUCCUUUUUUAAAAAAAGGAACAGUUCAUGUUUGUUGUUAUUUUAUUGUGUAUCUGUCAAUAAAAACUAUAUCAACCACAGCAGAUGGGGUCAUCCCUACCACACAAUUUAGAUUAUUUUAACCAACUCCAAUCUGAGUACCUUAUACAACUGUAUAUCAGGGACAUAAAACUAUCCUUUAAGGCACAGUCAAGUUUUUAGUUCAGUGAGGAACUUUCAAUUUGUGGCAAUUUUGGCGCCCCCCUUUGGACAAAGCAGUCUUUGUUUAACUUGUCCUCAACAUACUUUCGUAGCGUUGUCUGACAGAAAUACUCGCCUUGCCGAUUCUUAACAGACAAAUAUAUUAUUUAUGUUUUAUGAGGAAAUUGUAAAAACACACCUGUCUCUUGGGUUGCCCUACUGACACCUACUCCCUUGCACUUGUUUCAAACAUUAAGAAUUACAAUGUGAGAGUCAACAAUCAUAUUUCUUGUGAUUUUGUUUGCUUUUGAGUAUCAUAAAAAAGCAUCCAAAUAACUUUCAGUCCAUUUCAUAGAUGUCAAAAAACACCUUACAGGGUUCUCCUUUAAAAGUCAGGGUUUUUAGAUCAUUUAAAUCUUGAAAGGACUCAUUGUAGUGCUUUGAAGGUCAUAACUUGUAAUAUUAGCAGGAAAUUGAGUGGAACAGCGUUACAAUAAUACGAGCCAAAGUGAGGAGGGGAACUAUUUCAGCAGAGGUGGGGAAUGGUAUAAGUGUGCAGGGAGCAUUUAUUUAAGGGGAAAAGAGGAGUCAGCAGGCUGCUAGCUGUGUUUCUUGGAUGAACUUGUUCCUUCCAGCUUGGCAGCAAUAAAAUUUACUUUUCACUUGUAUAUGUUUUCCAUCCAGCUGGAAGAAUUAAACCAAUUUCGCUUUGUCAACGUGUUUAUGACUAAAUACUUCUUGCUCUGGGCUUGCUUAUUUCCUCGUGUCCACAAGAUCCGGACUAAACUGAAAGGUUGAAUGUUUGUAUGCUUGAGAAGAUUAAAACGGUGAGAUCUAGCUUCUUCUCGGCCACUUCGACAGAGAAUUUGUCCUUCUUAACCUCCAAUCAGCUCCUUCUUAAAGUCAAGCAGUGCCUUGUUUAAAGUCCCAACCACACAACCACUUUUUCCUAGAAAGCCUGGUGCUCAUUAGGGCAGCAAGGCUCCCACCAGGACUGUGAAUGUGUGAGUGUUCAUGUGUGGAUGUGUGUGAUAAAGAGAGGCUGUAGCUGACGCACUAGAGCUCACGCUCAUGUUUUUCUACUCAUAGCUUACAUUUUUCUUGCCCUCAAGUCUUUCCAGUCCCGUCAGUCAUUGGCCAUCAGAUGGCCUCUCAGCGUCUUCUCCUCCCUUCAGCCUCGGGGAGCUCAUUUACAGAGAGUUAGAUCUCAGUGCCAGUCUCGCCUGUCUCCAUGCCAAAGAAUCUGGCCUUUCAGGAACUGUAAAGGAGGAGGAAAAGUCAUGUCAGGGUGCCCAGCGAAGUCGCUGGAACAAUUUGGGGGCUGUUUGCAUUAAGGGUACUAGAAAAGAGGACUUUUCCUUUUUGUAACCCCCUCAAGAAAAACACUACUGGAUGCUCAAGUUUCAUAAUACUGUUCAAGAUGGCCUUGCUCCCCUCCUCAUCCUCACCCUGUCUCUCCAUCAUGUAUGUAGCCUUAGAGCACAUCUUAACAUCUUGAUCUUUGGGUGACAUUGUUGGGCAAGAGAAGCAGCAUUUCUCUACACUUCCUCCAAACCCCUCUGGAUCUACUGCUCAGGGGGGAAAUAGUUCUGGAUUUAGCUGUUGUUUACUUAACAACUUAAAGGCUAAUGAUUGAAAUAAGAGCUUUUCAAGUCCUUGUGCUGGAAAGUUAAUGAACCUGAAAAUAAAUUGUUUAUACUGUUAAUAAGUAUCUCAAAUGGGUAUUAGGGGUCUUCUGGGAUAGUGUGAAUAAAUUUGGCAUGUUUGUUGUCGAUAUCCAUUGUAAGAUUUCUGUGUCAAACUGGCUUCCAAGUUUUGCACACUUUCCUGACGCUGUAGAAUCAAAGAAGGUGAUAGGAACUGGUAAUAAUGUUUGUAUAAGUGUAUCUGAGUAAUUUUAUGUUAAGAAAAUACAGAACGUAUAAGCAGUUUUUGUACCAUCAAGGUCUAUGUUUGAUGUAAAACUAAUGUUCAGUGUUUUCAGGAUUCCUAGGUGGAAAAAACUGAACAUUGACUUUGUUGAUGUUGUUGCUGCUGCACUUUCCAGUUCAACUUUUGAAACACUGCUGUGCUCACAAAUGUCACUACUCCAUCAGCUGCUGAUAAAAAUCAAGAGGAGGGGAGACUUUUUUUCACCUUUAUCAAAAACAAUAACAGAGAUCCAUGCAGAGGAGAAACUAACCACACUUGUUUUUUCAAGAGGACAAUACUUGGGUUCAGAGUGGCCAUUAAUGCCACUACACAGUCUCAUCAUUUUUUAACAUUAUAAAACAUGUAUAUAAUAGAACAGACUAGUCAGUCACUUCUUUUGGAUGUGAAAGUGCUAUGAAGCAUUGUUUAUUCUAUGUGUAUAAAGUAUGGAUGGAGAAGUAUCAAACCACCUGUCAUUAAUACUUUCUUUAACUCGAUUAAUACAAGUUAAUGGAAACACACUUUAUUCCACAACUGAUGCAAAGCGAGAAGUAGCGCUCUUUCUUUCUUGAAUAUUUCAGGUUUAAUAAACACCUAGUUUUGCUUCCUUUUAUAUUAUGCCUCCAGACAGGACACAGAAGUAGAGCGGUUUCUCUGAGAGAGCACAAAGAAAGAGGCCAUCGCACUCCAUUAAAGCUUGCACUGAGGCGAGAAGAGCAGAGGGAGGGGAAACUCUGGUUAACUUUGUUUUUGGGACAAGAGGGUCAGAGUCCUGCAGAGGUGUUGUAGUGAGCUUUAAAGUGUGAAAGAUCAAUAUGACACGAUAGAUAGUCAGUAUACACUGAAACCUAGGCUCCAUAUGAAAAGGUUAAAAAAAUUCCUUCAGAGGGGGGAUUUAGGACAAUCCUAAAGCAUACGUGUGCAUUAAUACUGAAACUAUUUAUGUGUUUGUGUUUGCAGAGAGCUGCGCGGUACUUAAGGAGACACAAACAGGAACUAGAACUCCUCCUGAUCGGCAGUAAAACCAUGGGUGUGGACUUCACUGAAGGGGUGAGUGAACAGAUCACUACAUCUUUCCAAAGCUUCAUCGUUUUUCAUGUGCAACCAUAAACUCGAAGCAGAUUGAAAGUAUUAAUAUACCCACCAGUGGCCUUAAAUCCUCAAAGGAAAGACUAUGUACUUUAAUUGGCACUUAUUUAUGAGCCAGUCCAUGUGUUUUCGAUCUUCUGCUGGGUGUGUGUGUGUGUGUGUGUGUGUGUGUGUGUGUGUGUGUGUGUGUGUGUGUGUGUGUGUGUGUGUGUGUGUGUGUGUGUGUGAAUCAUUCCUGUGCCCCUGCUGCUGCUGCUGACUCAAGCAGGGUAACAGGUGUCUGGCACAGCCGCUAGCACUCUGCUGCAUCCUCAGCCGACAGCGACACCUGCUGGUUAAACACAUGGCACAUUUAAAGUGUCAGGGUAAAAACUGAUUAUUAAUUUUUGUCUUUCUUACAGAAUUACUGGAGCAGUACAGGGGGCAGAGAUGACUCAAACAGGUAAAAGAGCCUUGCACUGAACAAAACUGAAAGUAUUUUUGUAAGACUUAAAGCCCCACUUUGCUGCUUCUUUUAUAAAGCUAGAGAUUUUGCAUAUUUUUGCUCAUAUCUAGUAAGAUUUAGAUCCAUCAGGUGGCCAGUAACACAACUUAAAAUCAUUAAAAUGCUGUGAGUGUUCAAAGCUGGUUUCCUGUUGCCAUGGGGAGAACAAUAAAUUAAAAUAUUGUAGUUUUGAAGUAAUAAUAAGACUCCUAAUGACCAGCUUUUCUCCGUCCUUUCAGGAUUCCCUCUGGAACUGAUGGCUGGAUGGAGUAUGUUCCUAUUUCAGAGAAGAAAAACAUCACUGUUGCUGCUCAACAGCAGCUUAAAGAAGGUAAACCCUAACUGCAGCCAGAGAUCAAGCAGGCUGAGAGUUAUUUUACUCCUAAAAGUCUUGACGGCUUUGAGGUUAAAUCUUGAGAUAACUUGCCGCAUACUUAAAGUAGCGCUUCUCUGUGAUCUGCGUAGGAGGCCCCUUAGUGUACGACAACGUGCAGCUGGUGCAGAACUCUGCAGCCUUGAACGGGACCCAGCGGGUGCUGCUGGAUCAUGUCAUAUCUGAGGAGGAGUGUUCAGACCUCAGACACUUGGCACAUGUAAGGACAUUACACAACUUAAUAAAAUAAGGAUUUUCACUGGAACUGUCAGACCAGAUCGUAAAUCUUAUCGUGUAGGUUUACUCUUGGCUCAAGGUUUUAAAACACUGUACGAAUGAAAGCUUCUCUCUCCCGGUGAUGGCUGUUUGCUAAGUGUUUACGCACUUGAGGUUUAAUUUCAAAUCUUUCAGGCGGUUACCAUGGCAGGAGAUGGUUACAGAGGAAGGAUGUCUCCACACACUCCAAAUGAGAAGUUUGAGGGGGCCACUGUACUCAAAACCCUGCAGGUACACCCACCAAUCAUCAAAACUGCAUUUUCUGAAAAGUUCUGACCAACACUUCAAAACUUAAAUUUUCUGAGCAGGUCAGAUGAGACAGUCUGUGAAAAAGCCCACAAUUCAACAAACAUCCUCUAACAGUCUCUCUCUCUUGAUCGUUGUCUGUCCUGCAGUAUGGCUACGAGGGCAGAGUACCAAUGAGAAGCGCUCGUCUGUUCUAUGAUAUCAGUGAGCGAGCCAGACGGAUCACUGAGUCGUACUUUCAGCUCAACUCCACCCUGCACUUCUCCUACACACACCUGGUGUGCCGGACAGCCAUCACAGGUCACUCACACACACACAGAACCGAAACCAAAACUCAAACACUGUCAUUUCUGUUGUGGUCAUUAUUGCAUAAAAACGUCAGAGAAGCAGCAUAGAUCCUGAUUGGUUAAAAUUCAGUAUUUGCAUUUUAAGAGUCAAAGCAGCUGCAGAACUGAAACUUCAGAUCUAUGAAGUUAUCCUGAUGGUUUACCCGCCUUGAUCAUUUUAAAGAAUUGUUGUAAAUGAUCAAAUAAGAAAAUACUUGAAGGGGCUGUUUUGGCAUCUUUUUACGUUUUUGUGCAUUGUUUGUCCAUCUACAGGUCAGCAGGAUCACAGGAACGACCUGAGCCAUCCCAUCCACGCUGACAACUGUCUGCUGGACCCAGAGGCCAACGAGUGCUGGAAAGAACCCCCAGCAUACACAUACAGAGACUACAGGUGUGAAGCUACGGCCACUACCGGAAAACUCACUUGCAUAUCAUUUAAUCACUGUCACAUUUUUACUGUUCUCUGCUUUACUGUUUUUAUUAACAGUGCACUGCUUUAUCUGAAUGGAGAUUUUGAAGGAGGGGAGUUCAUUUUCACAGAAAUGGAUGCCAAAACAGUCACGGUAACUUAAUUCUACUGCACCUAUGGCAUGUUUGGCUUAAGAGACUUAUCCCUACAGGGAAAAGCCACAAUGUGUUUGUUAGUGUGUGAAAUGCUUGGUAUUCUGGCAACGUUAAAUCACACAUUUUGACCCAUAUUUUUGGCUUUUCCUGAUUGCAAAAAAAGUACCUUUAAAAAAAGUUAUUUUAAUCUCAGACAUGUGAUGGAUAUUUUAGCGCCACCUCUUAGCCCACUCUUUCUCUGUUUUCCCCUUCAGGCAUCAGUAAAGCCCAGGUGUGGCAGGAUGGUGGGUUUCUCCUCAGGAGGGGAGAAUCCACAUGGUGUGAAGGCCGUCACAAGUGGGCAGAGGUGUGCUGUCGCUCUCUGGUUCACACUGGACCCUCUCUUCAGAGAACUGGUAAACAGAUUUCAAACAUACCUAUCAAAUGAGAAUGUUGUUGAGUUUUGUUUUGUGAUCAAUAUUUUCUCAUACUGUAGUUAUUGAACUAUUUUUCAUCCAGUAUAACAAAAACCCACAUUUUUCAUUUCUCAUAUGUUGUAAAUUCUUCAGUCUUCCCUCAACCUUGAGAUAUACAAAGUCAUCUUCACUGUUUCUUUUGCCAACCAGCUGGAAAAAAGCUUUUUCUGGCAGGUCUGAGUAUUCUCCUGUGAUGACGUAACAACAAGAGUGAUUUACAAAGGCGUGCAUGCAAAACCUCUGGCACCCCUCAAGCAAUUCAGCUAUCUCCUCCUUUGCUAUUGUGAUUUUGCUUUAGUGUUGCUGCCUAAGGAUAUCAAAGGUUAGAGUCAGACAACCAAACCAGAUCCCAAGUAUCUAGUUUGUGCUCCAGCAGUUUUUUUAAUUGUCAACAAUAACCUACUGGCUGCAGUGAGUGCUAGUUUGCUUGUUUUUGUGAACCAAUUCACUGCAAAGAGUUUCAAGAUACUCAAAAAAGGCAAAAAUGUGUCAAUACCACCCAAAUUUUAAUACACCAUUCAGAGACAUGCUGUUAUAACCCCGGCUAUGAACACUUAAAUAGUUGCCUCCUCUUGUUCGCGGUCAGAAUCUGGAUCUGAAGUGUAAUAAAGCCACUACCGUUAUGACUCAUUUGGUGCGUGGAUGACGAAGGUUACAAAGGCUGCAGAUCCACAGAGGCUGAGUUGGACUUGGUGCAACUGAACUCAAAACCUUGCUUGAAAGAUAAUUUGGUAUUGGGGCUAAAAGGUAUUUAACUGUGCUUGUAGUUUUAUGGUCACAGUAUUGGUCAGUGCAUGGACCACUUUGGUCUGGACUAAAAUACAGAUUCAUGGUUGAGUAAAAUCCAGGUGUCUAAACUCCAAUGGGAAGAAUUUGCUCUGACAAAUGCAUAUUAGUUUAUGAUGCAACACAGGGAAUAAUGGACCUCACUGUUAUCUCAUUUUUUCCUCUCAUUCCCACUAGGAGAGACUACAGGCGGAUGAGGUGAUUCAGGCUUUGGACACACAGGCAAUUUGGGGUCAAGGCCUCAAUAUCAACCCUAAAGAUGAGCUAUAGAAACAGAAAAACACCCCACCCCUGUUCCUCCCAUUAAGCCCUUUAUAUUUUUUGACAGUCUUGAAUUUAGCUUUGGAUCAGAACAUUUCUAUUUUUGUACUGUUUGAAGUGCAAGGUUAAUAAUAUUGUCACAUCUUUUGUUGUCAGUUUGUUUGCUGUUGUUUAUUGUCUCAUGUUCAGCACUGGAGGUGACAUGAUGCUUCUUUGUCUUUCCCUUCAGAUACAGGUCAUAGUAAAAAAAAAAAAAAAAGAGAUGUCUAAUUCACUUAGUGUAGAUGUAUUUGUUGAGACUGUUUUUCUGUAAGACUGCUCAUAUCUGUAAUCUCACUGAACUGUGAAGACGCCAAAGAGAAGAACCGUGGCUGAAAACUUUCUUUUCCUGCUCUGAACAACAUUUUCAACCGGUCUUAACCAAAAUAUACGGAUAUUGAAAAGUAGAUUAGUUCCAGUAGUUGUUACUGCUUCAUCAGAAAAUGGUACCUUUACUACUCUGUUAUUUCAUUUCCUAAAACAUUUCAUUAUUUAAGUCUGUUUUAUAACUGAGUGCCAGUAAUAAUUCUAUUUAAUAUAGACAGUGCACUGUUUUUCUAAUCUGGGUAUUAUUAUUGUUAAACACUCAUUCAAAGACAUUUUUAAAAGGAGAUGUUCUAAUAUGCUGAAUAUUUAAUGAUCAUGCACUCUGUUUUUCUCUAUGUGACAGUCUGAAACUGUCUUUUUGUCCACUCUCCCUUGUUGUUGGUGUUUUUGUUGAUGUGAUGAAUUGUACUAGAGAACAAUACUAGUUUAACUGUUCGCUGACAUGAAAACAUGGCAUAUGUAUUUUUAUUUUUUGUUUUAAAUAAUAGACAGCUGCUGUUGUAACUGUCUGCAUAAGUCAAAGGAGCUUUUAUUCAUAAAAGGUAUCAAUCGUUCCUGUUUAAAGGAAUACCUAUUUGUUUGGUAUUGUAUGUCUUUAUAUUUGUGUUGAUGAUACAGGUGAUAGGUUAAGUCGUGCACUGUAAAUUCAAUUUAAAGAUAUAUUCAGAAUAGCUUUGUUGUUGUCUGAGAUUCAAUCUGCUAACCAGAAACAUAGUCCUGUUGUUUUAAAAGGUUGGCCACUUUUGUUUCACUGAUAUUUAAUUCUAAAAUGCUGUAGCACAAGAACGUGUAUUUGUACAUGCCUAUUAAAUUAAAAAUAUUUUCCAUAUCUUUAUUUACUCAUGUAUUUCUGCUUUAUUUUUUCAUCACAUAUUGUUUAAGAUAAGAUAAAGAAAGAUUUAUUCCUGUUCUAAUCAAAAUGAAUACAAAUACAAAAACCCCGUC